Molecule: messenger RNA, 55511 nt
Organism: Podarcis lilfordi (Lilford's wall lizard)
Lineage: Eukaryota; Metazoa; Chordata; Lepidosauria; Squamata; Lacertidae
Source: the annotation of a GenBank genome assembly
AUGAGCGCCCAGCAGUGCCGGAGAGUCUGGCUGCACCAAGUUGCUCGCAGCGCCCGAGGCCUUCUCUGGGCUCCGCAGGUGGGACUCCGGCGCGUCCCUCCGCUCGCUUUCCCGAGUCGCUGGACGAGGUGCCCGCCUGCAGCCCGGCUCCUUCUCCCGCUCAGCCGCUCGUUGUCCUCGCGGCCAGCCGCUCCUGGAGGCGACUACGAGGCGGUUUUCAGGGCGUCGGUGGAGGAGCCCGAGAAACACUGGGCUGAAGCGGCUCAGGGCAUCGACUGGCACAAACCCUGGGCUCAAACCAUGCAGAGGAGAGAUCCCUAUAGCACCUCCUGGUGAGUGGCUGGACCAAACCCUCGCUGGGCUCCACCUCAGGGACAGGCAGAAACUCAACCGGUGCUGUGCUGUAGUCGCGGGUUUCCUGCAUCGGUGCUGGGUUGGAUUAGAGGACCCGUGAGACGCCUUCCAACUCUCCUGUUCGGUGCAUCAUUUCACCUCCCGUUUCUGGGAGAAAGUGCGUCACCUGUUGAAUUUUUGCCUAGCAGACUGCUGCAAAAGGCACAUUGAAAUAAAGCUAGCAAGGCAACCAACUCUUGCUCUUCCUAUUAAGUGCUAGCCAGAAGGGAUUUGCUGGGUGGGUCCUAGAGACAGCAAAUGCUUACUGCCAGGAAAGGGGUGCCCGCCAUGCUGACCCAGGUGGUUGCACAGCUGCUCCUUAAAAAGUCCCUUUUGAACAGAGGAGAUUAUAAUGACUAUCAAUCACCUGGCUGUUAAUAUGCCUCUUUGGACCAGGCGAUUGAGAAGGUGGGGCCGGUUCAUUUCCAGGUGCAUUUUGAGGAAUCUGAUUAUCUGGACCCAUGCAAUCUGGAUUUAGGCCUGGUUUUGGCCCUGUUACAAUUUUGGUUACCCUGAUGGAUGACCUUGGAUGGGAGAGGGACAGGGGGAGUGUGACCCUCUUGAUUCUCACAGCAGCUUUUGUCAGCAUCAACCAUUGUACCUGCCUGGAUGGGAGUGGGAGUUGAGAGCAUGUUGACGUGAUGGUUCUGCUUCUACCCAUAGGAUUAAUUUCAGAAGUGACAUGGGAGGAUUUCUGCUUGGGCCUGUGGUGCUUGUGCUCUGGAGUGCUACAGGGUUCCAUCUUGUCCCCUAUGCUCUGUAACAUCUCUAUGAGGGCACUGAGUGGGGAUCAACAGAGAAUUUGGAGUGAGUAUCUUGAUGACACUCAAGCAGAUUUCCAUCACCCAGGGAAAUUGCUAUGUGGUGGCACUGGAGAGAGCCUUUUCUGCAGUGGUGUUCUGGCUGUGUAAUACCCUCGCCUUAGAAUCACGGAAUUGUAGAGUUGGACUAGAUGAUUCCACAGGAAUCAUCUAGUCCAAUCCCGCCUGCACCCCAGGAAUUUUUCGCCCAACGUGGAGCUCAAACCCAUGACCAUGAUAUUAAGAGUCUCAUGCUUCACUGACUGAGUUAUAUCUAAGUUCAGCAUUUUUUCUCAUUUUGGUGCCGGGUUAAGAUAUGCCAUUUUGCUUGGACAAUUUAAGAGCAGGAGUGACUUGUCAGAUUUUGGCUGGCCCACAUGCAUCUAAGAGUACAGAACAUGGCUCGUAGGCUGUCUUGAACCUCAUCUAUCUAUAUAUUUAUAUAUAUAUUCCCAUGUAGUGGUAGAGCUUCUGCUUUUCAUGCAGUAGAUCGAUCCCAGGUUCAAUCCUCAAUAUCUUCAGGUAGAGCUGGGAAUGUCCCCUGUCUGAAAACCUCACUACUGCCAGUCACUGUAGACAAUAAACUCAGUUUCCUGUGUUCCAUAAACCACUACUAAUAUAUCCUAUCAGGUACUUAAACAGAGAACUAUCUCGUAUAAUUUAUGUAAGAUUAUCCUUUUUCUUCUGUAUUUAUUUUCCUUUAAUCUCUUGUGAAAGGAAAGCACCUCUGAACAAUAAUAUGCUUUCCCUUGGAUAUGUUCCAGCUAGUUCUGCAAUAUGAUACUGAGUGUGUACUUAAGAAUUCUUGUGGGUAAAAGGAAUACAAGCAAAAUUGGCUUGGAUCACAGUGGGCAGUGCAACAAAAGCCCUGCUAGUGCUUAGAAUGAAAAAUCACACUGAUCUGUCCUCUUUGUGCCAAAAAAUGGCCUGAAGUGUUGCGCUACUAUACCAGCUGACAAUUUCUUCUGGAUCUUGGUGUUUGCUUUUGUUUAAAACAAUGAUGCUUCCUAAUUCUGUUGUUUCUGUGCAGAUCACAUUAGCUAGUUCUUGCUGCAUAGCAUCGCUUGCUUAUAGAUUUCUUUCUCUUUUACACAUGCAUGCAUGAACACACACACCAGGUUAAGGAAAAAACCAAAAGGCUUCCUGUCUGUUGCCAGAUUUAGGCUUUAUCUUUAAUUUCUGGUUUUGCUCUGUUGUGAGCCUCUUGGAUUGUUUUUAUGAACAAAGAACUGCUGGACUUUGCAGUCAUUUAGAUUUUUUUUAAAAGAUCCAUGAAGAUUAUUCUGUUGGACUUGGGUGUUCUGUUUUGUUUUUAAUGUGUGCUAGAAAUGUCACAAGCACAGCCAUUGGAUUAUGCACCUGGGAUUUGUUUGUUACUCAUUACAAUGCUGUAUAAUAUUUAUAAGCACCUUCUGAUAUGCACAGAAAAGGAGCAUUUGUAUUCCAGCACGACUGCCAAAAAUAUAUUAUUACCAGUGGCGUAGCGUGGGGGGUGCAGGGGGGGCCGGCCGCACCGGGCGCAACAUCUGGGGGGGGGCGCGCUCGCACUCGCAGCUCUCUGCCCCUACCUGGCUCACUCACUCUCUCUCACUGCAGUGCUGGCUGUGCAAAUCCGAUCCGAGCCGCUGGGUCACCGCCCACUGUGGAGGGGGUGGGUGCCAGGCGGGCGGGGCGGAGCGAGAGCGAGGGACUAUCUGGGGGGAGGGGAGGGACAGUGCAGCUGCCGCCCAGCGCAGCGCUGAGCGCGGGAGAGAACCAGACCAGACCAGCCCAGGCAGCAGCAAGAAGAAGCUGGCAGCGGCGGCAGGUUAGGGGUUAGGGGGCGCAAAUUACUUGCCUUGCCCCGGGUGCUGACAACCCACGCUACGCCGCUGAUUAUUACUAACCUGUUGGAUCACACAAAAGACCUCUUUUAACUAAGAUCCUGUUUCCCACAGUUGCCAGCCAACUAGUUGCCUCUACAAGAACAACAUGAGGGCAGUAGGCCUCUCCUUCUUCAGUUUCAUAGCAACUGAUAUUAAGAGACAUACGGCCUCUAAUCACGGAGAUAGCACAUUACUGCCAUUAUAAACCCAUCUAAAUUGGUGUUCAUCACUGUAGUUGAGGGAAGAGCCUGAAUGGGAGACAGGGAAAUUUUGGUCUCCCAGGCUGAGAGGUUAGGAGGAGGAAGGAAAGAUUCCAGGUGAGAGCUGGAAGGGCUACUACCUUCUGUGUAUAGUAAGGGUCAAGAACUACCUUUAAAAGAUGAUUCCAUAUUCUAUUAUUCUAUUUGCAUUUUUAAAAAUUUAGAUUAGUUUUCUAUAUCUUAUUGUACUAUGAUUAACUUUAAUAAAAGUCUCAUACAAAUGAAAUAAAACCAAACUGUGUCAAAGUCAUCUUUUUAACCUUUCAUAUCCUUCAGUCUUCAGCCUGUUAACGUUUCAGCUAAAGCAGUUGGCCAGAUCCUUAUGUACCACCUGGAUAAUGUUAGCCCUAGGCCAGUUUCCCAGUGUUUACUAAUCACCUGAUGAGCAACCAUUAUCAAAAAUAUAGCCAAGUCAUUGUAAAUUCUAUUGUUGAACUGUGUGCUGUGGGUGAAGCACUUCCUCUUGUCUGUCCAGAAUCUCCCACCACUCCCCAUGCAACAUGAGCCACAUCUUGUGAUUUGCAAGGGGGGGGGGGUUAAGAAAUAUCUAAACUGGUUCUUGAGUUAAUGUUGUAGGAUCUGCAGCAGCAAGCAAAGGUAAAAUUCUCUUUAGAGCACUGCAGAUAAGUUUCUAUAUACAGUGGUACCUCAGGUUACAUACGCUUCAGGUUACAGACUCCGCUAACCCAGAAAUAGUGCUUCAGGUUAAGAACUUUGCUUCAGGAUGAGAACAGAAAUCGUGCUCUGGCGGCAUGGCAGCAGCAGGAGGCCCCAUUAGCUAAAGUGGUGCUUCAGGUUAAGAACAGUUUCAGGUUAAGAACGGACCUCCGGAACCAAUUAAGUACUUUGCCUGAGGUACCACCGUAACUCCAUCUUGUAUUGCCCCCCCCCCUGCCAUUUCAAGGGUAGUACAGAGACAUUUGGACUUCCCAUCCACUUUAGUGCAUUGGGGAUAGCUUCUCAAAUUAGAAGAUAGCUUCUCAAAUUAGGAAUGAUGUGACGCAGGAGAAUCCUGCACUGAUGUUAUACCUCCAGUUUGGCAGGUUAUUCCUAUCAUGUGGGCUUCUGUGAGUGGGGUGAAGAAUUGGCGGAGGCUAAUUUGCAGGCACUAGUAGUAUUCAGGUGCACAUUUCAGUGCAUAUGAGAUUCCUGAAAACUGGCCAGUGCAGAUGAAUUCUAGUCCAUCUUACAUCCAUUUCUGGACUCGCCAUAGCUGAUAAAAAGAACUGUCCUAACGUUUUGACCUUACCAAAUGUGGUCAAGGACAGAACUGCACAAUGUUUAACUUGAACUAAUAUUCAAACUACAGUGGAACUUUGUCCUUACUGGGAGGACUUGGGUUGGGAUGGCUAUGUUCUUACAGCCUGCUGGUCAUUUUGCUUGGUAUUAUGACCUGACCAAAAAAAAAAAAAAAUCAGUAAGAGGUGAUCCAAACAAUACUUUAGUUGUUGAUAUUACAUAUCUCUGUAGUUUCCCCAUUCUUUAGAAUGUUGAUAGAUGCACAUAUUCAGCUAAUAUUGUCUGCAAUUGCUGAUUUCACAAGGCUGAAAAAAAUACCGCUGCCUCGAUCAAAGAAUUGCUAACUGCCAUUACACGGUUUACAUACAUCCACAUGAAUGUGUAUCCAGAGGUGAUUAUUGGGUGUACAACAAUAGUAUUGUGUAUGCUGGCCUUAAGAGAUAGGAAAAACCUAUAAUUUAUUCUGGAAGAUAAAGAGAUUCAGAAGAACUGCUCUGUAUGUACACAUAGCAUCAUAUCUACAGGGAUAAUGAUGUUUUUAAUCGUGUGAGAAGAAGAUAAUGACUUGGAUGUUGUAAAAUUAGCAUCUAUAUAUUCUUAGGCGGAGUCAUUAUAUUCUAGAAACCAUAAUAGUUAAUAAGGAAGUUUUGUGCAAAAAAUUAUGAUUAAUUAUGAUUAAUACUGUGGCUUUCUUUGCUCAGGUUCUAAAAUAGAUACAGACAUAUCUAUAUAGGCUAUUGCGAUAAUCCUUAUCUCCAUGCCAUGCAAAGCUUCAUUUGCUGAUUUCUGCAGGUCAGAAACCUGUUAAGGUUCCAUAAAUGUAUUAGGAUAUUUUGUUUCUGGCUAGUUCGCAACUCCAUACCCAUACUAUAAAGUUAUGCAAGGCAUGUUGGGAAGGAAGGUCAAGAGGUUGGAUGGUUAGUGGUAGGGUUGGCACACAGUAUUUUGCUGCCUGAGGCAAAGAACAAGGUACUAAUUCUCAUUUGGCAAGAUUUAUUUUUUAACCCAGCGAUUUUCAUUCUUUUUUCCUCUCUAGGUUUGUUGGGGGAGAGCUGAAUAUUUGUUAUAAUGCUAUAGAUCGCCAUGUCAAGAAUGGACAAGGGGACCAGAUUGCUAUCAUCCAUGACAGUCCUGUAACAAAUGCUAAAGAGUUUAUAACUUACAAAGAACUUCUUGAACAGGUGUGUUUAAUUGAUAUUUUUGUUAGCAAGCAAGACAGCCAAAUUAAAUUGAACAAAAUUAUUAUAACAUGGUUGCAAAACUUCAAAUACAGGAAACACUUUUUUCUGUUCAUUUACCUUGCUGCAUGUGUAUAUAUGUCAUAAAAUUUAUAUACUGCAUGAUUGUGGAAAACAAGCAAACCUCCAAGAUGUUAACUGAUAACAUCAACUGAUGUUGAUAACUAAUCUUGUUCUAGCAACAAACCUCUUGUCUUUCUGCUAUUUCUUAAUCAUCUGCUGCCCUGGUUCAUCUAAUUCAGCAAACAGAACAACCAUAUCGCAUUUCCAUUUAAUGUAUGAGUGUACAUGGACACCAGCUGUAUGACAUAUGAUUAGUCAACAAUUGAAAGGGCUGCUAGGAGAUUAUCAUUAAUUAAGUUGAUCAAGUUUAAGCACACAAGAAGAGAUUUUUGUAAUUGGUUUACACUGACGGGUCACUAAAGCAUAAACCUAGCUUGUACACAUAAUGACAAAUGAUGUUUGUACGAUAUACAGAACAGCUAUAUGUAUGCAGAUCAAUCCAGAAAGCUGGGUUCGGCUUUCUGUGUGUGCAUAUGCCUAGGCUUGAUGGAAUAGUCUGUCCUUGAAAGCUUUAUCCCUUUUUACAUAAACUUUACAGAUAUUACAGGGAGGCUCACCUGGUGCCUUGGUGAAACUCGGAAAAUUAGAAUAUCGUGGAAAAGUUCAUUUAUUUCAGUAAUUCAACUUAAAAGGUGAAACUAAUAUAUGAGAUAGACUCAUGACAUGCAAGGCGAGAUAUGUCAAGCCUUUAUUUGUUAUAAUUGUGAUGAUCAUGGCGUACAGCUGAUGAAAACCCCAAAUUAACAAUCUCAGAAAAUUAGAAUACUAAAUGAAAUCAGCAAAACAAGGAUUGCAAAUAGAGCAAUAUUGGACCUCUGAGAAGUAGAAGCAUGCAUAUGUACUCAGUACUUGGUUUGGGCCCCUUUUGCAUCAAUUACUACAUGAGACCGAGCAAUGCAGAAGAGCUGAAGGCUGCUAUUGAAGCUUCCUGGUCUUCCAUAACACCUCAGCAGUGCCACAGGCUGAUAGGAUCCAUGCCACGCCACAUUAAGGCAGUAAUUGAUGCAAAAGGGGCCCAAACCAAGUACUGAGUACAUAUGCAUGCUUCUGCUUCUCAGAGGUCUAAUAUUGUACGCCAUGAUCAUCACAAUUAUAGCAAAUAAAGGCUUGACAUAUCUCGCCUUGCAUGUCAUGAGUCUAUCUCAUAUAUUAGUUUCACCUUUUAAGUUGAAUUACUGAAAUAAAUGAACUUUUCCAUGAUAUUCUAAUUUUCUGAGUUUCACCUGUAUCUUUAGGUUCCAGGCAAAAAUAUUCCUCUUUUCCCAGGAUAUUGCUAAUUAAGCAAUCUAUUGCCUUUUAAACUGGGUGGGUGGGUAGGUUUAUUGCUUUUGUUUGUUACUGUGUGGUGUAUUUUUGUGUUUUUAUAUUGUAAACCACCCUGUGAUCCACCUAGGGUUGGCUGUGGGCAGGAUUCCUGCAUUGCUCGGGGUUGUAAUACUGUAGAUUACCCUCAUGGUCCCUGCCAGCCAUGAUUCUAGGAUAUGAUAAGCAAAUUAAAAACAAAUUAUGAAAUUAUUUCCACUCCGUGUAUGAAACCGCUUGACAUACUAUUGCUUCAGUGGAGACAGGUUUCCAAUAGGAUGCAGAGAACCCCAGAACCAGUUGUGUGCACCCAAGAAAGCUUUAGAUUUUCUUUUCUUGAAGGUUUUAUGCUCCUUCCCAUCGUGUAAAGCAUGCGAGUCAAAUCAAAAGAGAUUUGUGACAUGGUAUGGGGAGAAACUAUGUGGGGAAAUAACUUAAGCACACAUGAGCCUUUAACUGUGACUCCUGCACUGCAGUGGCUUGAACUAGACAGACCCUUUGGGUCGCUUCCAACUGUAUGAUUCUGCAAAUCUGUGAUGCAUCUAAACUAGAUGUUUGGAUCCUGGCCUUAGCUUCCCAAAGCAAAUUUGCUUGCACAGCUUCUGCUCAGGCAAUUAAAUUUGCCCUAGGCUUGUCUUUCUGAUAUAUUGAUACAAUUGUAUAUGCUUUGUCCUACGCAACUAAGUAAAAACUAUUUUAAAGAAAGAGGGCAAGAGUUAUAGAAGUAGCUGCUGCUCUGGCAAAUGUUCAAUUGCACAUUUCUGAUAGCACAGCUUGUAUUGGAGUCUGUCCGAGUUAUUAUUGUAUCAUUUAUUUUUUUCAGCGCACUUGCUCUAGGUAAUCCUUGCACUCUGAGAGUGAUUCAGUUUUGUCAUCAAGCCAAAUGUAAAGGUGAAUUGUGGUUCAGAGCUGCUUGUUGGCUUUCAUUUCCCACCAGCUUUGUACUUUCCCGCGGCAGUGACCUCUUGGUGGAGCAGUGGCAGUGUGCUUAGUUUGUCAGACGAAACAUAUCACAGAUAGCGGAAAACUGGAGUGCAAACUCUCUUCAAACAAUAUUUUCUGGCUCCUGUUCGUCGAUCAAUAGAAAAAGUAUGGGUUUAUCAUAAAAUCCUAGAAUUGCAAGGGUCAUCUGGUGCAAACCCCUACAAUAAGUUAUCUACUGUUCUCCUCAUACAUUGUGGACACAGUUGAACGUCCUAUCCUACCCCCUCCAGCUCUCCAAGUGCUUUCAAAUUCAAUUCCAGAGGGUUGGGGGAAAUACUGGAGCAGAUUUUUUUUGGGGGGGGGGUGUGAAGAGGAGAAGAUUGACCUUGUAAGAUAAGCUCUGCUCUUGCAUCAUUGCAUACAACCCUGAGACGAAACCUUAGCAAAACUUUGUUUGGUGCAGUGCUGGAUUUGAGGCAGUGUAGCAAAACCUAUAUUCCAUAGCUAUUUGCUAUUUUGUCACUCUCAUAUUUGCAUAUGAAUUAACAGUGCUAAUUCAGCCUUACAUGAUCUGGAGGUUGGGAAUACCUUAUUAGGGAGUGAGAAGAGGUACUGCCUAAGCCUAGAUCCAUAGAGGACGCACUGCUCUGUGCCCUGGAUUUUUACAAAAAUAAAAUAUUGUGAGGGCAAGAACUUAGUGGAAGGGCCCUAGCAUAGUGGCAAAACAUCUGGGUUGAGAGCACGAGUUUCCAGAUUCAGUCAGGGUGGGAGAUGACCCAGACUGAAACCCUGGACAGCCAAUGCCAGCCAGUGUAAGACUAUACUGAGCAAGAUGAACCAAUGGUCUGAUUUGGUAUAAGGCACCUUCCUUUGUACCUUCUUUUUGGAGAUACCUGUGCUUUGGGAUGGUCAUUUUAUCCGCCAUUCACCAGUUGCUUUUUAAGGUUGCUUAAAAUGUGAUAAUAAGGGCAUUCGGUGAUGGGUUUUGAUGAUUUGAGUUGAUUCUUUGUAGCCUACUGGUUUUCAUGGGUAUUUUGUUACCUCAGUUUUAACUGCAAUUAUUAAUAUUUUAAACAAUAAUUGUGGUACAAUCUUAAAGCUGGCUAAAGGCUAGCUGAAGGGCCAUUGGGUGCAGCAUAAGUGCUGUUGUGCUGGUAGAGAGGGAGCUCAGCUGGCAGGAUGACACCUGCACUGCUGAAACCCCCCUGGAAGGCCGCUCAAUGACAUGGAUGUCUCACUGGCAGUGUUUUGCCAGCUGUGGUGGAGUGAAUGGCAUUCUGGGAGUGAAUCAAGGGACGUUCCAGAGAUAUUCAAAGAUCCACAGGAUUCUGUGCUCCGUCAUUCUCCCAACACUCCCCCAAAGGAGCCAUCCAGUACAGUGGUACCUUGGUUCUCAAACGCCUUGGUACUCAAACAACUUGGAACCCAAACACUGCAAACUCAGAAGUAAGUGUUCUGGUUUGCAAACCUUUCUCAGAAGCUGAAUGUGCUCCAUUUUGAGUGCCACACUUCCGUUUUGAGUGUUACUCUGAGGUCUGUCUGUUUUUGCUAUUUAUUUUGCAUUUUUGUGCCUCUUUUUUGUUUUGUUUUUGUGACUGUGUGGAACCCAGUUCAGCUACUGAUUGAUUGAUUGAUUGUGUGACGGCAGUACAUUGUUUAUUGCUUUCAUUUUAUGGAUCAAUGGUCUUGUUAGAUGGUAAAAUUCAUGUUAAAUUGUUGUUUUAGGGGUUGUUUUUAAAAGUCUGGAAUGGAUUAAUCCAUUUUGCAUUACUUUCUAUGGGAAAGUGCGCCUUGGUUUUGGAACACUUUGGUUUUGGAACGGACUUCCGGAAUGGAUUAAGUUUGAGAACCAAGGUACCACUGUCCUCAGUUCCCUCCCAAUGACACUUUUUCCCCCAUAAAAAAGUAAAGGCACAAGAAAAAAACACCCUCACCUCUUGCCCUGGCACAGUGAUCCAGCAAGGUUUACGGAGAGGCAGCAGCUUUGUAACAAAAUCUCCCACCACCACCACCACAAUAGCAUUGCUCUGUCACGAUGAAGAUGAAGAUGUUCGGUACUGUCUCAGGUGCCACUUUGCUAAUGGAAAGUGAGAUGAAGAAAUCUUAAAUCAGCCAGUAAAUUACAGUUAGACGGCUUGUUUUGGUCUUCUGUCUUCGUUGGUUAUGAUAAAUCUUUGACCAGCAUAAUGUAAAGGGAUGGAUUAUUUAUAAAAUAUGCUAGUCAGUCUAUACAAUUUCAUUUCAGGUUAUGCUCAGCUCUGAAAUUGUGCUGGUAUUAUUCAUUUAAAACAACAGCCAUCUUGUUUACUUCAGCUGUCCACAGCAUUCUGAGCUGCAUAGAAUGUUUAUGUGUUUUUUUUCUAAUUUAGGUUUUGUGGAAAGAGAUGUUUUACAGCUGCAAAUUGACUGCAGCACUUCCUAAGUUAGUAAGGUGACAUGAGGAAGCCUUUUCCUUUGUAAUUACAUGAUCCUUAGGGAUUGGCAGCCAAGAAAGGAUUUAAAGGUUAGUUGUCAAAGCAUGGCAUUGCGUCAACUCUUUUGUGUGUUGAAAAUUACCUGAACUGUUACAAAAAGAAAGCAAGAGAUCAUGUUAAAUAGCAUUACUCGACAAAAGUGUGUUUUAAAAUACCCUUUUUAAACAACAAACCUUUCUGGGGGAGGAAAUCCUUUUAUUUCCUUUCUCUUUUUCCUGAUCUCCUUUUCAACAUAAAUAAAAUACACAUUUUCAGCCUAUACAAACAACACUUUCUUUUUUCUUCAAAAUACAUUUUUAUUGAUUUUCCAAUAUCGUUCCAACAGCAGCCUCAUUAUAACAAUACAAUUUUUAACCAAUUAAUACAAUUAUUAAUUCCAAUUAUUCCAAUGUCAAAUUAUACAAUUUAAUCAGACUGGACUCACCAUGCGUGUCAGCGGAGUGCACUUAAACCCGCCCCAUCUUGUUAGCCUCCCCAUUCUGUUCCACCCUCUUCCUGAACGUGUGCAAAAUUGCCACCUCCCGUAAUUGAAUGGGCCUGUUCUGAUGGCUUGUAACAUAAGCACAAGGCACCACUGGAUCACCAGUUUGCUAUACCCGAGGAAACAUGUGCCUGACAGAAUCAGUAUUUCAGAAAUGCUAUCAUUUCUUCUACGUAGUGUUUCUGAUAUGUCAGUGACAAAAGCUGCAGAGCUAUGGAUUGGGCUUCAGGCCUUUCACCCCGAAACCACUUCCCACCCCUGGUUAUUGAGACUCUUCUGCUCAGUGUUUUGAGACGCAAACUGGAGCUAAAAUAAUGGGUCAGUGCACAAUGAGCAGUACAAAAAAAGCAGGAAAGCUGCAAAUAUAGCCAUGUUACCACAUGUGCUCUUUUCAAAACUGAUUUGCAUAUACAGUAUGUCAACUUCCAAUUGGGCUGCUGUCCAUCCAAAAUUUCUUGCAUCUCCUUUACUCACAGGCCCUCUCCUAUAAUGACAACAAUCAUAUUCUGUAUAAGAAGCACUAUAGUCUUAAAAACAACAACAACACAUUUUUUUUUUUGCCAGAGUGCAUUUCUUACAGAUCACAACUCAGUUGGAAAAAAGCUGCACAGGAAGCAAGAAAACGCAUAAUUAGGCUGGAGUCAGAAAUGGUUGUUGCAGACUAGCUCCUAGAUUUUCACAGCAAAAGUGCUACCCCUUGCAUUUUCCAGAACUCCAUUAGCACCCUGCCUCUCUCUUUCAGCAUCCUGAUCUGUAAAGCUUUUCUGCUUUAGCUGAACAACAUCUGCUUUUUGAAUCUUCCAACUAGAUGGGAGGUUAUAAUCACAAUUAAUUUACUUCCUUUGAAGGCAAUUCUUUGCAUAUGCCUGUUACAACUUACUUUGGCUUGCUUAGCUUCCACCAAAUGGUUUAUGAACCACCGUUCGCAUUAACUGUGAUCCUACUGGCUGCAUUGAUACCUGCCACAUGUAUACCGUUAAUUGAAAUUUAAUUUCCUGCACCUUGAUAUUUAGGAGGAGGAGAAGCUGCUUUACACAGUCAGACCCUCUGUCUCCCUAACCCAGGACUUUCUGCAUGCAAAGCAGCUGCUUUGCAACUGAGCCACAGCCUUUUCCUGUAUCCCUCUUGGUGUGGCUCAUUCUUAUCACGCUAAACUAUGAUUUAGCAUGACACUCGAAUGGAUUGAUUUCACAAAGGGUGCACUUAUUGUCCUAUUAGAUUUAUUUGGCUAGAACUAGUAUGAAAUUGGGGGUGGGAAACAUGGAGCCAAGUAACUAGUUUGAAAUGAGGAGCUCAUGUGACGUUGGCAGGAUUUGAUAUAGUCUCAUAAAUAUUAUAAGAGGCAGACUUUGUACUCGGGGCACAUGCCUAUCUGGGUUUACUUAAUAUAGCUUUAUCUUACUUGCUAAAAAGUGCAACUUGCCAAACAUGAUAAUUACAUGUUAUACCACACACAUUUCUAAUAAAAUGGAGUAGCUCAUGAGUGAAAUUUAUUCGUGUGUUUCUAAAGCAUCUUUUACUAAUAGCAUUUUGAUUAGAGCUUACUUUUGGUUGUGGUUUGUAUUUACGGACUAAAGGAAUACCAACUUUUAAUUUCUUGUUUAUCCCAAGUUAACUGAUUCAAAUCUUCGUUUCCCUCCAUACCUUGCCUCAGUUUUUGAUCGUGUCGUUUCAAGUGGUAUACACUGAAUUAGCAUGCUUUACUAAUUGCUUGUGGUAGAUUUAUGCAGCAUUUUCUUCUCUUAAGAGUUAAACAUUAUUGAUCUUGAAUGUUUUCCCAUAAAUUGUUUUUGGGGGAUAGCCACAUUUUGGUCGUUUUAAUAAAAGAACGGUCACAGAAUCAUAGAGUUGGAAGGGACCAUGUGGAACAUCUAGUCGAAGUCCCUGAAAUGGAGGAAUAUUUUCCCCAAUGUGGGAUACCAGUCCAUGACCCUGAGAUUAAGAGUCUCGUGCUCUUAUACUCUCACUCUCAUAGAACACAUCAUGUGAAUACAGGCUUUGUGCCAGCAGUUAGGCACUGGCCAGGGGCCCCCAUGGCUGAGGAGUCCCCUCAUUCUCCUCACCAAAGGCUUGGGCAGCCAGUUUAACAGUGGGUGGGCAGUGGUGCCACUUUAGAAUAGGAACCAAGCAAGCUUCCAUUGGUGGUGGUCACCUGCCAUUUUAAUUCACCCAGAAUGCAAAUCUAUAGAAUGCAUAGAUCUGUGGGCCCAGAGGCAUUACAUCUUGGGGAAAUUAAAUGGCAGCCAGCACCUGUGGUUUGGAGUAGAGGUUGUCUUUCAUUCCAAAGUGUCACCGCUGCCUGUUGUUGUUGUUUAGUCGUUUAGUCAUGUCCGACUCUUUGUGACCCCAUGGACCAGAGCACGCCAGGCACUCCUGUCUUCCACUGCCUCCCGCAGUUUUGUCAAAUUCAUGCUGGUAGCUUCGAGAACACUGUCCAACCAUCUCGUCCUCUGUCGUCCCCUUCUCCUUGUGCCCUCCAUCUUUCCCAGCAUCAGGGUCUUUUCCAGGGAGUCCUCUCUUCUCAUGAGGUGGCCAAAGUAUUGGAGCCUCAGCUUCACGAUCUGUCCUUCCAGUGAGCACUCAGGGCUGAUUUCCUUAAGAAUAGAUAGGUUUGAUCUUCUUGCAGUCCAUGGGACUCUCAAGAGUCUCCUCCAGCACCAUAAUUCAAAAGCAUCAGUUCUUCGGCGAUCAGCUUUCUUUAUGAUCCAGCUCUCACUUCCAUACAUCACUACUGGGAAAACCGUAGCUUUAACUAUAUGGACCUUUGUUGGCAACCUGCUGCUAAAACAUCACUCACUGGCGCAGUUUGCAGGUUGGUAAGUGGUGGUGUUGCUGUGACAGCAAUGGCAGAAGAAGAACAAAGUGUGGCUACAUUAAGGGGUAUAAAGCACAUAGGGGAUGGGGGUCCAUCGGCGCCAUUGUGUUGAAGCCCCCCUGGAUUCUGGUGCUAGUACUAUGUGAGUAACCUCCAUAUAACUUUAAACUGUUGCCUGCUCAGGUUUCCAAGCUAGCUGGUGUCAUGAGGAGCCACGGUGUGAAGAAGGGAGACCGUGUUGUCAUCUAUAUGCCAAUGAUUCCACAGACGAUGUACACAAUGCUGGCGUGUGCAAGAAUAGGAGCUAUACAUAGUCUCAUUUUCGGCGGAUUUGCUUCAAAAGAGCUUUCAAGUCGCAUUGAUCAUGCCAAGGUAACAAUUAAUUUUCCUCAAGUAUGGGAAAGGCGAAGUGAAAUGGGUCUUGUAAUAAAUGAAAGCUGGCAAGUAACCUUGCACAUCAUCUGCCCCACUGCUGUGCUACUCACUAGUCAACCGUGGAAGGAAAGCCUUGUAAAUGAAAAUACUAUUUUUAAUUUCAUUUCAUGAUGAUGAUAUUGCGAUUUUUAUUUUCAUUUUUUGCAGUCAGGCCACUCAGAGAUUUUUUUUGAGGCUUGGUAGCUUUUAUAGACUUAUUUGCUUUUAAGGAGGACAUGAAUUGCUCUAAUGACAGUGUUUUCAGCCUCAGAACUGACCUUUUCCUAAGGAGCUGACAUUUCUAAUCAGGACUGCUGACAGGUGGGUAGAAGUGGCAGGAUUUAGGACCCUAGUUCAGCAGGGACCCCAGCCUCUUAGUUUUCAUUAAAGAAAGAAAGAAAGUCAAUUGGAUAUUUCUGAAGAAACUUGGAACACAAAACAUGGGGGCAGCUCUAAUGCUUCAGCACUCAGCAGGCAGCACCAUUAGUAAGGACACUUAAUCUCUGUUGCUAAGUGAUCAGAGCAAGAAAUGCUGAGCAGUUUCACCUGGGACUUGGGAGAGCCCUCUCAGAGCAGCAGAAAAAUCAGGAGAGGCUCCUUGCUGCUAGCCUGAUGCUGGACGGAGGAAGAUAACUGGGGUAUGUUUGUUUAGCAAUUUCUGCUGCGUCCAAAUUAUUUCAUUCACUUCCCAAGUGUGGUGCCUUAAUAGAGUAAAACACAAUUGGCUGGAUUUGGUAUGUUUUACUUAGAAGUAAUUUCCUUGAAAUAAACAAGGCUUCCUUCCUACUUGGAAAAAUGGUGCUCUUGCAAUCCCCCCCUCCCAAGUUUCCACGUCCCCAUUGCUGGUCUGCUUGUCAUCACGGGGCUAUUAUUUAUUAAUACACCCGUUAACCAUAAACAGAAAUAUAAAAUACAAGGUGAAUCAGCAAACACCUUACAGCUGUAGCAUGUUAACAUUUCUAUAAGACUGUACUUCAACACCAGGAUACUUUUUUUGUUUAUCAAGGUGGGCAAAAUGGGCUGCAAGUUGUGAAAUUGCAUAUACUUCUUGCUUGUUGUAUAUUUGUCUCGCAGUUUUACUCCCAGGAGCUCAUGGCUGUGUACUUUGUCUUUCACUGCCCGCUUUUAUCUUCACACCAGCCCUGUGAGGUAGGCUAGGGUGAGAGUUGGUCGUUCAGACACUAAAGCUGUGAAACUGCACAUCAUUUGAGGAUUUGGGGUUUUUUUUUGCAUAGUAUUAGGAUCGACAUUUUGUUUGUUUGUUUAGGUAUUUUGCUGUAAACAUCAGGACACUGAAACAUUGAGGGAAGCUGCUUUUUUGGCUUUAUUUACAUGAUCUGUGAAUGGUAAUCCAAAAGAAGGGCCUUCCUGGAGUAGGCCCCAGGACCUGAAAGCAAUAGCUGUCUCGCCUCCUAAGGUUUCCAGCAACUGCUAUUCAGAAGCAGCUGUGCAGGCAGACAAUAGUCCGAGUGUCUAGCUGCCACUGAUGGCCUCAUCCAUGAACUUGUCUCACCUUCUUCUAAAGCCACCCAAGCUGGUGGCCAUUGCACUAUAGCCUGUGGGGAUGUGUUCCAUAGUGCAACUAUGCAGAGUGUGGCAUAUACUUGCUUUUUCACUCAGGAGCUCAAGGUUGUAUAUGUUUACCCUGUCCCCCUUUUAUAUGUGCAACAGCUCUGGGAGAUAGGAUAGGUUAAGUUAAUACAGUGGUACCUCUAGUUACGAACUUAAUUUGUUCCGGAGGUCCGUUCUUAACCUGAAACUGUUCUUAACUAGAGACGUGCUUUUGCUAAUGGGGCCUCUUGCUGCCGCUGUGCCGCAAGCCACGAUUUCCGUUCUCAUCCUGGGACAAAGUUCUCAACGCGAGGUAACUCUUCCAGGUUAGCAGAGUUUGUAACCUGAAGCAUUUGUAACCUGAGGCAUUUGUAACUCAAGGUACCACUGUAUAUGUACAUAGGCAGCAGUCAUCAAUAGAUGGGUGGGGAUAGGGGAUGGGGGAAGGACAUGGGUGGCGCUGUGGUCUAAACCACUGAGCCUCUUGGGCUUGCCAACCAGAAGGUUGGUGGUUCGAAUCCCCACGACGGAGUGAGCUCCCAUUGCUCUGUCCCAGCUCCUGCCAACCUAGCAGUUCAAAAGCACAUCCGUGCAAGUAGAUUACUAGGCGGGAAGGUAAAUGACAUUUCCAUGCGCUCUGGUUUCCGUCACAGUGUUCCAUUGUGCCAGAAGCGGUUUAGUCAUGCUGGCCACAUGACCCGGAAAGCUGUCUGUGGACAAAUGUCCGCUCCCUCGGCCCAAAAGCAAGAUGAGUGCCUCAACCCCAUAGUCACCUUUGACUGGACUUAACCAUCCAGGGGCCCUUUACCUUUACCUUUACCUUUACCUUACGGGAUGGGGAAUGGGACAGGGCCCCCGGUCUACCUAUAGUGUACUGGGCCCAGGAAAUCCUGUUGGCAUCCCUGUACCUAAUACAUUCAGAAAGUCGUCAAACAUGCUAGAUGUGGCUCCACUCUAGAGCAGGGGUAGCCAACAUGGUGCCUUUCAGAUGUUGUUGACUAAAACUCCCAUCAGCCCCAACCAGAUUGGCCAAUGGCCAGGGACGGUAGGAGUCGUAGUCCAAAACAUCUGAUGGUCAUGGCUGCAUUAGAACAUCUUCAGGUGCCAUAAUGGAUGUUUCCCCAUACUGUCUACCUUUCACAGUGUGGUUCAGCUAUUGCAAUAUUAACAAGAAAGAGCUCCGUUACAAGUGACUGCUUUUCAGUCAACGCUUGCCAGCUUAUGGCUGACUUUGCUCUGGCUAAUUCUUGCUUUGCUCUUACUGAUAUGGUGUUUGCAAGUGAUACCAGUGUAAGUAGAGGAAUGAAGGGAAACGAACCUCCUUUCAGGCAUUGCAGGAGAAUAAAUCUUCUCAGCGUCAGUUACAGGACUUAAUUUACACUAUUUCUGCUGCCUCUUUCUUUCCUUGUUCAUAAUUAUUUGUUCAAAUUCUUUAGUCACGGUGCUCGUUUUAAAGAGGUGAGUACACAUUCACUCUUGCUAAUAAAAAUAAUUAUUUUCCCAUUCUGCUCCAGAGUAGCACACGCAUCAUAUCAGUUUUCCGGUGGUUUAUCUUGAAUUUUAAAUAGCUAUGGGAAUAUCACAAAAGCCCACCCUAGAUCAUUGUUAGUCUUGUCAGGUUACUGGAAGUCUAAAAGGCGAACAGUGAUUAAAGAUGUGGAAUUGAAGUGUAGGUUUUUCUUUUAUCUGUUGCAAUACACUGAACAGGCUGUCAUGUGUCUUUAGUUUUAUGUGACUAUGGUUAAGAAAUGCCUCCCUUUAAUAGUUUUUUUUUUUUAAAUAAAAAAUGGUAUAGUGUUUAAAAGAAUCCUUGAAAUUUUCCAGUUGAUGGGGAUAAUGAAAUUUUGGCAAUAAAAUGCAAGUACUUGGAACCACUCCACCAAUAAUGUUGAUUACCUUUUUCUAUAAACAGGAAAUACAUGAUAAUUCUUUAUUUUCAAAUUGGAAAAGUUUUGGAAUAAAUAGGCAGUUUCUCAUUGUAUUUCUGUGGGAAAAAAUAUGUGUGAGGGCUUGGAAUGUGUUCUAAUUUGACAAAAUGACACAUUCUCCAGUCUUCAAAGACGUGCAGUCUCUGCUUGCUGCCAGUAAAAGAAAGUGUCAGGCACACAGUGGUCAAGCAAACUGCUCCUCACUUGUCAUCAUGCCCUUCUGUUUCUAAUGGGAAUUUGCUCACUUGCCCCUUCUCCAGAAAGCAGGUCAAGCACUCUUUCCCCACAAGUGCAGCCGACAGCUGGCCACUUGGGGGGAAUGGAUUGAAGACACAGAGGAACCAAGAUGGCAGCUCACCUCAUCUUGUUCCAAACCUGCUAUUUCAAGGAAAUCCACUAGGUGGUGAGGUUCAGUCUUGACCCUUCUUUCUAAUGUUUCAUGAGUGGUUAAAAAGAGAGAAAAAGAGAAAGUACAAAACUUCUCCCAGCUAUUUCUCUUUCUCUUUCUCAGCAGCCUCUUUAGUCAUCACAGGUUAUUUGUAUAUCUUUCAUAGCACGAACACUUCAGAAACUUAUAUUUACGUGGGGCAGAGAUUAUAAAACAAAUAUAUUUUCUUUUAUAUGUAUUUACAUAGGCUAUAAAACAAAUACAUUUUAAAGCUUCCCUCCUCCUUCCCAGUUCAAGGAAAUGUUUUCAAGGAAAUGCGUGCUGAACUUUCAUUUUAAAAGUCACCCGGUGUCUAUGUAAAAUAAUUUAUUCUCUUAACAAGAAAGAAAUGUCUACACAUAAAUGGUAUACCAGGUUUUAACAUUUGAUAGAUAGAAGAAGCAGUGUGAAGUGUGGUGUAUCUGUGUAUUAGUGGUGAGCUUGUGGUUUUAGGACUGGGUAAGGGAGGGACGUGGGUGGCGCUGUGGUCUAAACCACUGAGCCUUGGACUUGCCGAUCAGAAGGUUGCCGGUUCGAAUCCCCACAAUGGGUUGAGCUCCUGUUGCUCAGUCCCUGUUCCCGCCAACCUAGCAGUUCUAAAGCACCCCAAAAGUGCAAGUAGAUUAAUAGGUACUGCUCUGGCGGGAAGAUAAAUGGUGUUUCCCUGCACUGCUCUGGUUUCGGUGUUCCAUUGCACUAGAAGCGGCCAUGCUGGCCACAUGAUCCAGAAAAACUGUCUGCGGUGCAGACAAACGCCGGCUCCCUUGGCCUGUAAAGCAGGCUUCCUCAACCUCGACCCUCCAGAUGUUUUGGGACUACAGUUACCAUCAUCCCUGACCACUGGUCCUGCUAGCUAGGGAUCAUGGGAGUUGCAGGCCAAAAACAUCUGGAUGAGCGCCGCAACCCCAGAGUUGUUCGUGACUGGACUUAACUGUCAGGGGUCCCUUUACCUUUACGGGAGGUGUUGUUUGUAUUGGAUCCCAGUUCUUAGUAACAGCUUAGGGAUCUGACUGGAAUAUGGUUAUUUACAGGAAUUGGAGGCGGGACUCCUCAUUCCCUAGCCUAAUCUCAAAGUACGGUAACUUGUGAAACAACCCAAAGACCUGUGAUGAUAUUGCCCGUUUCGAAAAUAAUAUUUUAACUGAUAAAGCUUUCUCUCUUCUUUCAGCCCAAACUGGUUGUAGCAGCAACUUUUGGAAUAGAACCUGGAAGAAAAGUCGAAUACAUACCACUUUUAGUGAAAGCGUUGGAGAUGAUAGAGCACCAACCUGACAAAGUUCUGGUUUAUAGCCGCCCUAACAUGGUAGAGUUACAGCAAAUAUUUUGACACAUUUUCUUGGACUAUUCCCUUCCCUCUCUGACUUCAUAAUUUCCCUGAAUAUUUAAUUGGAACAUUUCAUUUUUACGAUACUUAAGUAACAUUUAUUUUUCUCUGUGGCAAAACUUCUAUUGCUUUACUUGUUUAAAGCUUAUAAUUUUGUAAGUUUCAGUACAGCUGCUAAAAGUCAUGUCGUAGAGAAUUCAGGCAUAUAUUUGGUGCUCCACAAGGAACAGCUAAUUAUUUCUGAGCCUUUCUUGUUGUUGUUAAAUCCAGUUUAAAUGGUUGCAGUGCUCUGUCUCUUGACACGCAGGGAGAUGUUGCUCUUAAACCAGGGCGUGACCUGGACUGGCAUGAAGAAAUGGUGAAAGCAAAGCCAUGUGACUGUGUCCCUGUCCUUUCGGACCAUCCGCUUUAUAUUCUGUAUACAUCAGGAACAACUGGCACCCCCAAGGUAGGCCCUGCCUUUCAGUAUCUGUGACCAAAUUAUGCUCUAUUCCACAUGAGGGAGAAUUUAAUUAGAAGGCUGAAAAUGUUUUCCCAGAGCUUAGCACUCAUAAAAGAUUAGUGUUGUUGGAGCUGACUUUAAUCGUAUUUCAUUACUCCAACAUCACUUUUAAUGUCUGAAGCGGUGUUGUCAGUGAAUAUUUGAGCCACUUGGAUUUUUCUUCCCAACCAAAGUAUUCCCAGCCUGCUGCUGCACCUUGCAGCAGUUCACCUUGAAGAUCCUAGGUAGCUCCACUGUGUCUCUGAUCUUCAGAUUCUCUUGAUUCUCCCCAGAUGACACCACACAGCCUUUUUUUUUUUUUUUGGUCCUGUGUUGUGCUGGAUCAGGAUAAGAUCAAGGAACUAAGCUCCUGUGUUGUGAUGGCAUUUGGAUGAAAUCGAUGAAGCAGAUGAAAUAAACCACAUGAAAUAUAUGGAAUAGCAUGUGGGAAGAAGCAACAUCAAAAGAUAGAGUCUCACACAUAAACAAGAAGCAAGAGGAAAGUUUACAGCAACAUAUAGCUAACUUGAAUAGACUAGAUGAGGAAAGGGAUUGCUAGCAAAUGGUCUAUGAGGAGAGAUGGAGAAUGGCCUGAGAUUAGGUGUGAGGAACGUCAGGCCCAGGAGCCUAGUGCGGCCCUCCUGGCCCUCCUGUCUGGCCCUUGGGAUUCUCCCCAGAUGUGGCGCUCAGGCCGAGGAGAGUCCCCCACCUUAAGCCUUAGUUAACAAGAAGCAUCAGCAGCUGUAUUUGCAAAUGACUUGCACAAGUGGAUUCUCACCAUCUCAUGCAGGGAUGGGGGGGGGGCAGAUAGUUUUAUUUAUUUAAUUUAAGCCAUUUCUAUACUGCCCUUUGAUUCAAAAUUCCCCACUAAGGUUUACAGUAACUAAUAGGGACACCAUAAACAGUGGAAGGCAUUUCUGAAAGUAAACACAGCGGAUGGAAAAAAUACAUCAGAGACUAAAAGCCUGGGGAGUAGGGGGGUGCUUUUGCCUGGCACCUUUGAAAAGAAAAAAGAGAAAAACCUGAGCAUGUGCCAGGAAAACCUUGCUGGGAAGAGGACUACGAGUGAGAUGCCAUAGCCAAAAAGGUCUCUUUCCUCUGUGCCUACUUCUGAGGGAAGACCUUAGCCUACUGAGAAAAUAAAUGUGUCCGUAUCCCAUGAAUGAAGCAGUGCCAACUUAGAUGUGCAAGACAUUCUGCUAUGUAUCUGGCUAAUCAUGCUCCCUGUAGUAUCCAAAGCCAUAUCCUGUUAAGUACUGUAACACAAAACCAGGAAAACUAGGGACAGUGUUCUAAGGAAAGGCAAGUAGUGAAUUUUCCUCUCUCUAAGAAAUCCCAAGUGGAGACCAUGACAAGCCAGAUGCGUGGAUUUUCCAGCCUCUGCUGUUCUCACAUGUGGACUGUGAGAUCUGGAAGGAUUCAAGCAGAACUCUUCUGAAAACAUCAGUAUCUGGGCGUGUAUGUUCUCUGUAGUAUUUGGACUGAAAACGACAAGUUUUUAUUCAGUUACCCGAGGUUCAGCAUAAAUCUUGUAAUGUUCUUUAUAAGUGUGUUAGGGUCAGGAGCCUUAAGUUACUGCAGUGCAUCUAUCUGGUUUCAGUACAAUAUAUAGGAUAUAAACCAAAUUGCAAAGAGCAGUCGCUUCUUUUUUAAAAGAACAGCAUUCCACACCUCCUCAUUGCAGAGAUAAAAUCUAAAAGUAAAGGCUAUUUCUGCUAUUCUGAAGGGCUCCUAGGAGCUAAGGAGAGAGUUGCUAAUUGCUUCAGAACGUUAAAUUAUGGAAACAGUAAUUUUCCUUAUGGGAUGAAGUUUCAGGGCAUAAUUUAUUUACAAACUAUCUUAAUUUCACAUUGCUUCUCACUUAGGGUGUUGUUCGACCAACAGGUGGCUAUGCCGUUAUGUUAAACUGGACCAUGUCAGCAAUAUACGGCCUUAAAUCUAAAGAGGUAACUUCUAUUGAUUUAUUUUUCAUUUUAUAAAUUGUUUCCUGUGAAAUAUCCCAAAGUGAUUUAACAAAUUUUUUAAAAAAGCAUAUUUAAAAACUAUUUCAAGCGCACUGCAGAGAUUCAAACUGGAAUUUAAAAUCUCCACUUAAAAGGCUUUUUGGGACAGGAAGGCAUUUAGUAGGUGCCAAAAAGAUAACAGAGAUCAUGUCUGGUGUGUAACAGAAGGGUAGGUGCCACCACACUAAAGGCCUGAAUCCUAUAUGGUUUCUGUAGAAGGCCUUCCCUGUAGUGCAGUGACCAGCUGGGUAUAUAAAGUGUGAGACAAUAUUUUAGCUCUCCUAGUUCCAGGCUGUAUAGGGCUUUGAACACCAGUGCCAGCACCUCCCAUGUCACCUGGUAGCUAAUUGAUAGGCAGUGUGAGUUUUUCCAGGACGGUGUCAUAUGGUAGCAAUAUUCCAAUGCAAUUAGCAGUCAAGCUGCAGCAUUUUGCACUUGCUGCUGCUUCUGGAACAACCUCAGGGACAGCCUCACCUAGUUCAUGCUUAUGAAGAACUGCUUAUACUUCAAAAAUAAAAUCUUUCUUUCUUUUAGGUUUGGUGGGCAGCAUCUGAUUUAGGCUGGGUGGUUGGCCAUUCUUAUAUCUGUUACGGACCUCUCUUGCACGGGAAUACAACGGUUUUAUACGAGGUGACUGUUUUUUCUAAUGUCUGUUAUUUAAUUACUUUUAUAGGCUAAAUAAGCUCUCGGAGAAUUCUGGGGGGAAAACAGAACACCAAUGCAUGUUUUACUGUUAUGUAAGUUUAGCAUGGGUUUGACAUGACUGUUCUUCUGCAGCCUCGUGUGUGGACUGAGCUGGUUCUUAAGUAGCCACGGAAGCUCUGCCCACCCAAAGGAGGCAGAACUUGGAAAGUCACCUGCUGUCCUGGAUCAGGAAGCAGUGGAAAGCCAUAGCCUCCCACUAUGUCAGUCAGUGAGCCUGAGGACCUUUCCUCUUCUGUGUGCUAGAGGAGGAGAAUGGAAAUUUUUGCUUCUGGUUAUAACUAAAACCAUAGUUUCCCAUUGCAUUCAAAUCUGGGAAACCGAGGUUUGUUUAAACUGUACAUACUGAGAGCCAACCUGGAAUCAAGUCUUGAGUGGUAGGAGGCUUAAACUCUUUGGCACGAAUAGGAGCUUUUUCCAAUAGUGGGCGCAUGUGGGCUAUCAGGAUUUUGACCGCACCAGGUGGCAAAGAGUUAAAACCACCACCACCACCACCCAUCUCCACUAUGGGGUUGCAGUCUCAGCUGGGGCAUUCAUUCCUGCUAUUUGCUUUUAAAAACCCAUGCAUACAAUGUGCAGGAAAUGUCUACUGUCGGUGCAUUGGCUUGUUUUUGAACAUACAUUCCUGGCUUCAUCUAAGGAGGCUACAUCAGACUUCACAUCCAUAUUUGUGAAGUACUGUGUUCUUGAUCUUUAAGCCAGGCUUGAUGCAAGCUUUGGGAUGGGUGUUCAGUGAUCUUUUUCCCUGGUUGUCUUUUUCCUCCCACAGCCCAGUGAUUGAGUACAUUAAGCUCCAAUAUGCAGGAGUGUAGUGAACCGGAAGCUGCUUGCCUGCAACAGUUGUUCUCUCAAGUGCGCAUUCUGUCCAGUUUCACAUCCUUCCUUCCAUCCUUACAACAGGAGACUUAUCGAGGCAAAAUAGCUUCUUUAUUUCUAGAUAUCUGGAAGAAAUUUGGUGUGGAAGCUCUUCAUCCCAUAUGUGCUGUUUUACUGUGUAUGGAUGAGGGAUGGGGAAUCAACCCCUCUUUCAGAGCUUUCUACAAAGUCCUGCCAGUGGUUUGAGCAGGUGCUUUCCUGUAUGUUCAGACCGCAAAUUGAAUGUUGCAUCUAGCUAAUUAUGUUUGUUAGUCUCCUAGCAGAGUUCAGAGAUGCAGGAAGUCACAGCUUGUUAAGGAUCUGCUCCUGUAAGACAGAAAAACCCGGUGGGUCAGGCUGUUUAAUCUCAUAUUAAUUCCUUGUUGCUUUCCUUUGUUUUCGAAGAACUGUGUAUAGAUAGCCAAGGGAGGAUUAGUUUUACUUCUUACAUACCAGAACAAUUCAGAGACAACUCCUUGUGAGGAUAAAGUGGUGUUGAUGGUGUUGCAGCUAUAUACACCCCCUUACGUGUCUUGGAGAACAGAAAUGUAAGUGAAUAAGUAAGAAAACAUUGGUGCUGACACAGCCAAGAAAUUGAAAUCUUAGACACAUUUCGUAUCUGAACGUAGUGCAUUUCUGAGCGCACCAUAAGAUGGAACUGAGCCCUUAAUGGAGCAGCAAAUGGAUGCUUUCCUUCUAGUUGUAUAAAGGCAAUUUACCAGUUGCUUGAAUACACUGCUGACAAGUUGAUAACUACUGUUACAUUCAGGACUCAAAUCGCAGAAGACUCAUGGAACACUUUUACCCAACGACAACUUUAAAAACACGUCCCAAAUCUCUUUGUAGGGGAAGCCGGUGGGAACUCCAGACGCUGGAGCUUUUUUCCGUGUGCUCGCAGAGCAUGGAGUCGUAGCCUUGUUUACUGCACCGACUGCAAUUAGAGCAAUCCGUCAACAGGACCCUGAGGCUAACUUGGGGAAACAGCACAGCCUGACAAGGUGAGUUUAGAUUAAGCCAGAAGCUUGUUUUUACUCACUAUCGGAAAUAAGCCCCAAGUGUAUAUCUUGAGUUCAGCCAGCUGUAAAGAUGCUAUAACAAAUAGGUUUUGUGUGUGCGUAUAUACUAUGGCCAUAGGUACAUACAAAUGGUCAAACCAUCAUUGCAGUGUUUCAAGCUUGGGUUCUCCCUCCUUUCUCCCUCAGAAUGCACCAGUUUCAUCCUUUCCUCCAUUACUAGUUUGAGCAACCCAUCAUGUGUUGUGACGUAUUAAUAGGUCAAACUUUGAUUUGCACAAGCCGUGGUUUGCUGACAAAGCAGAAUUGGAAAUCAUGACAUGAAGUAGGCUUCAAAUUCUAGUUUGGAGAUAAAGACUUUCCAAUACAAUAAUACCAUAAAAUAUUUGUUAUAAGAAAGAGAAAGAUGUAACCAGCCAUCAGAGCCUAAUCUGUUUUGACCUUAUGAACCUUUGCAGUGACAAAUGAUCAAAACUGGUAGUUUGGCAGCCCCAGAGGUGGGUUGAGAAUGGAAUAUAUCUCAGGCUUGUUCUUAAAAAUUAAAAUAUCCCAUUAUUUUACACUGAAAUCUCUUUUCUCUCCCCUCCCCCAUAUGAACACACUCUGGAUAGGGCUGCAUAUGAUGACUCACCAUCUGUUUUUUACAAAAAUGUUCAGCUGAGAAACCCUGCAGUUCUCAGACAAUUAAAGCCUGAGGGGAAAAAUGAUUCAGCUGUAAUUUCCAAACAAUAAAGUGAAAGUGUGUUGAAUGUACAUACACAAAACCUCGGCUAAAUAAAUCCUUGUUAACACAUUAUUUAGAUACUCACCAAUAUUACACUUACCCCAAACUACUAGCCCUCAUACCAGAAAUUUUGUUACCCUUUAUGGCAAGGGUGGGGAGUUGUAAGCCCUCCAGAUGUUGGACUCCCAACUCCCAACUCCCCUCAGCCCCAGCCAGCAUGGUCAACAGCCCCAGCUAGCAUGGUCAACAGUCAGGGAUCAUGGGAUCUUUAGUCCAGUAACAUCUGGAGGGCCAUAGUUUCCCCACCUGGUUUAAGGCAUCACAGGCCAGCUGUUUUUAGUUAUGAAUGUUUGUUGUGGAAUUUAGUUAUUACAGAUACUACAAUCUGAAGAAGAUAUACUGGGAAUUCUGGCUAUGUUAUUUAUGACUGUACUGUUUGCUGCUUAAAUAGUAAUGAUUCCUCAGCAUCUCUGUUUACCAGAGUGGAGGUAGAAUCUUGCGUAGCUUCCAAAGUGCCAAUGAGGUGGCCCUGUCUUAUAAAUAAAGUGCUGAAGAGGCCAAAAUGCUGUAGCAAGGAGAGAAGAGAUGGGCUUGCAUGGGUUUGAACAUGCCUUUUAUCACAUUAAACCUAGUAUGCAUUGUUCUACAAACAAAAAAUAAAUAUUUAUGGGAGCUCCUCUGCAUAAUUCAUCUGUAGCUGUUCAGUUGCUGACAUAACAUCUUCUCUGUUUUAUUCUGCCAUUUUAUGGACAGGUUUCCUAUGUGUCUCCCUCCUUAUAAUUUGCAAGUGUCUUUUGCCAUUUGUAAGAAGCAUGCCAUUGUCAUUUCUCAUAUAGAAUCAUAGAAUCAUAGAGUUGGAAGAGACCACAAGGGCCAUCGAGUCCAACCCCCUGCCAAGCAGGAAACACCAUCAGAGCACUCCUGACAUAUGGUUGUCAAGCCUCUGCUUAAAGACCUCCAAAGAAGGAGACUCCACCACACUCCUUGGCAGCAAAUUCCACUGUCGAACAGCUCUUACUGUCAGGAAGUUCUUCCUAAUGUUUAGGUGGAAUCUUCUUUCUUGUAGUUUGGAUCCAUUGCUCCGUGUCCGCUUCUCUGGAGCAGCAGGAAACAACCUUUCUCCCUCCUCUAUGUGACAUCCUUUUAUAUAUUUGAACAUGGCUAUCAUAUCACCCCUUAACCUCCUCUUCUCCAGGCUAAACAUGCCCAGCUCCCUUAGCCGUUCCUCAUAAGGCAUCGUUUCCAGGCCUUUGACCAUUUUGGUUGCCCUCCUCUGGACACGUUCCAGUUUGUCAGUGUCCUUCUUGAACUGUGGUGCCCAUAUAUCUGUCAAUGGUCCUAUUUAUUUACUGCUUAGCUCCCAGGAUUCUACCAUGAAGAGUUUGUGGAAACCUCCCUAUUGUAUGCUUCUUUCUCUACCCCUCUCAUAGCAGGGAGAAGUGAGAGCCUUGACUGGGGAGAUCCUCCUUUUACAACGAAUUUGGUACUGCAAUGAAUCCCUGGGUAGGGCUGGCUCUACCAUUAGGAAGAGUAGGGCAGUCAACUCAGGCAGCUGAUAUUGAGUGUCCUGAAAGGGUAGCAAAUGGUUAGUUAUUCAUUUUUAUUUUUUUUAAACUGUUUUUACUCUCACAGAGAGGAGUUUGGGGGAUUUUCUGCUUCCGUCACCAAAUUAACUUGGCCAGUCUUGGUUCUGUGCUCUUGGGGAGGAGGUUGCUAAGUUGCUGUUUCACUUCAAGCAGAAAAAAUGCCCUGUCUCAGUCGUGCCCCUGGAAGAGAACCCACUUUAUGACGGAUUUUUCUCAGCUAAGAAGUGUUGCAGCUAUUUCUGCUAACUUCUCAUACAGAAUCAUAUAGAAUUCUAUAUUCAUAUAGAAUAUAGAAUUCUGCUAACUGCAGCACAUGCUAGUCACCUCAGAGCUCCCUUCAGAUGUCUGUUAAAUCAGCUUCAUCAACAGGGCAAGUCCAUAGCUUAUUCUUCAAAGCACGCACACAACACUUACCUUAGCGUGCUUAUCUUUUUUAUAUUGCGGAGACAUGCUGAAAAUAAUCUUUAUUUGAAACAGGUUCCGAACACUCUUUGUAGCUGGUGAACGCUGUGAUGUGGAUACGUUAGAAUGGUGCAAGAAAAUCUUCAAGGUUCCGGUUUUGGAUCACUGGUGGCAAACUGGUGAGUUCUGGGCAUUUACAGCCACCUUUCUGAAUAAAGUUUUUGUUUUCUAGCCCAUUGAUAUGUGGAGCUUCUUGCUCUUCUGUGAAUUUAUCAUUGCAGCUGGGAAUAGCUGGGAUUCAUUCCUCAUUUGGCCAUGGACUCCCAUGGCUGUGGUUUAACUUAUUCUCUUCGUAAUUUCAUUUGGGGCCCCUUUUACUAUUUUUCUAGUUUCUGUUCUCACAAAACUGAGCUAUUUGAUUUAUUUUGGAACUGGGAAUUUUCUGACUAUUCUUCUGCUGGAAAAAAAAGACAUGCAUCAUUCUACUUAUUAAUAAAGUGAAUGCAGCCCCAAAUGGGGCUUGCUGGAAGCACCGACCAACUGAUUGGAACUUAGCUUGCAGGGCUUUCUGUAUUGCUUCUGUUGCCCCUGCGGGCAAAGAAAGCAGGAUUUGAAGCAGCCACCAAUUAGCUGAUGCUGCAAAUCCCACUUUCUUUUCCCACCUGAUUUGAAAUCAAAACCACACAGGGAAAUGAAGAUACUUCACCUGACUUCAUGGUGAAACCAGGUGGUAGAAAGGUGGUUAUUCCCAUUCACUUGCCAAACUGGUCUACCUGCAGGUGAAAUCUGGAUCGGGAUUAAUAAUCCUAAAAUGUUUAGCAAAUAUGUUACCCCAGUAGAUAGACCUCACAUUCCCAUUGCUUCCUGGUGCUUUAAAUUCUCUCCCACCUGCUGUUGGUUCAAAGUCCUGUUACUGCUGCGCUGACUGGGCUCUGUAUAUUCCUCUGUCUCUCAUCCUUCAAUACACAAAGGAAAAGAAUGCACAAGAAAAACUGUCAACAUAUCUGAUAAUGCCUCUUCAAAUGAUUAAAGGUUGGGGAAAUAAAAAUAUAUUCACUCAGUGACAAGAAGACAUAAAAGUAGGUGCCAGGAAUGAUUCCUUGGGGAGAGAAUUCUGAAAGUGGGUCACCACAACAGAAAACAGCUACAGCCCUUUGCUCAGCAGGAGUUGCUUUUCAGCUGAUGCACCUUUCUGGAUUUCUCAGUGCCAAUCAGCCUGCAGCAGCUGGGCCCAGUUCGUUUUCCUCCUGUCCUGAAAAUUCAGCAGUUUGAUCUCUUUUCCUCUGCUGAGGCAGAAGAGCCUUCCCAGGAUCUCGCCAAACAAUUCCAACUUUCAGUUUUGCCUUCUAGUCCCGAUCCCUCCUCUCCUUCUUCUGAUGAUGAUGAUAUAUUGGCUGGAAGCAAAUAAAUAAAUAAAAAGAACCCAUUUCUCCUGCACACAGGAGCAGUGUAACGUUAGACCCAUAAACUCAGUGAAAAGAAGAAUUGGCCCACCCCACCCCGAUUACUUUUGAUGAAAGCGGAGCCACAAUUGUAAAGGAAAAAAUGGUUAGAAAAUGAUUUAGUAGUAGUGUCUGUGAUAAUUUUGCCUUUAGUUCAGCUAGCAUAAUAUAUAUUGGCUGCAAUUCCCUACUAUCUCUUGUCUGAACGAUGGGCUAUAAUAAUAUCUCCAGACAUAUUUUGCCCUGCAAAAAACCCCUAGUCUAAAAUACUGGGGAGCUGCUACCAGUCAUGGACCAGAGGGAUGACUUGGUAUGACAAAGCUACCUGUGUUCCUACCAGACAUGUGCUUUUCUUUCUUCUGUAUUGCAUAGACUCUGUAGCAAGGGUAGCUAGCAUCAGCAUCUGUUCGUCUGUCUGCCACUUUCCCACAAAGUUGUGCCCUAGUUGGUUCACAACAGAUCAGGUGAACAAUUAAGCGAAACAAAUAUAUAUGAAGCAGUAUCAUCAGUAAAGAAAUAUAAACAACAACAACAAAAAUCCAUAUAGGUUUAUAUAAAACAAUGAUUUAAUUUAGCAGCUUAAAACUAAGAAGGAAAGAGGAAUGAGGCCUAACACAGAAACUAUACACAUUUUUGUAUGUUGCUUUCAAUAAUAUAUGCAUUCACAAACACUUUACCUUAGUAUAUGCAUUUUUGUAAACGUUACCCGAGUGAAGAACUGCUGUACAAAAUUCAGAAAAAUGGAUGGCUGUGCUUUUAUGGACGGUGGAGCUUCAGUUUGGGAAUUAUUUUUGGAAAAUGUGAAAUCAGUAGGUUUACCUUGAAGUACAAACUGUAUUAAAUUUCUCCGCCAUCCCUAGUGCCACCUAAGCCAGUUGUAGAGUUUCAGCGUUAGCCUGCCCUCCCCAUCCCUCUGAAGAUCUCCCCUCCGCACUCUGCCAGUCUUAUUCAUUAUAAUUGUGAGAUUGGAUUGUAUCCAUUCCACCUCACUUGUCGCUGAUGCUGCAUGUAAGUUAAGCGUGUAUCAGGAAUCUCUUCAGUUCCUCUCAACUGUUUAAGCUCAAUCGCUUCCUCUUGCCUCUGCCCCUCUUCCUAGCCAUUAUGUCAUUACUCUGAUUGUAGGGAAAGGAAUAGCUAAAUCACAUUCAGACAUGAUUUUGAUCUCAAAAGUUAUUUUAAGAUCCACUAGAAGAAUUGGGUUGGAGGGGUCACUUUUAAAAUCUUAUUUCCAUAAGCGAGAGAAGCUGUGACAGCCUCUAGUUUUAUAUAUUUCCUCUGAAAAUGUUACAAGCUGCUGAUGUCAUUCGUGUUGCCUGGCAACACUUUUUUUUCUAGUUCAGAGACUGGAGUCCUCAUUAGGGUAAAGUAGAUGGUUUUACUGAUGAUUUGAGAAUAGGGAACUGAGAGUUAAGCUCCAUGAAUCUCUUUUAUAGAAAGAAUAAUCCUUUGCAAGAUUUAAGGCAGCCACAGCGGAGCUUUUGUUGCAGAGAGGGCAAGAAGCAGUUUAUAAAACACUAAUCCCUGCUGUAGAUAAUUUUUACCCAACUAAAAUAGUUAGCAGCCCAAUCAGUCUUUUUCAUCUUUAUGGUAUUAGUCUGACUAAAGUAGAAACAAUGUUUUCUGGACACGAUUAAAUUGUAAAUGAGAUAUGCAAUUACUUUUUGUAACAUCAAUUUGCAUCUAAUGUCCACUGUGCAGCAUUAUAAACAUUUGCAACAGAGAAAGCUAAUAAGAUACUUUGAUUGAAUUAAAACUGGGAAACACAUAUUGUAAUCAAGUGCAUGAAAAAAAAGAUUGUGUCUUUAUUAUGCAAUGCAUGAUACAUACUGGAAGUAAAUAAUGGGAGAGAUUUCUAAGGUGAUUCUUUCUCCCUUAGUCUGAGGAGAAUGCUGUAGUUCUUAUGCCUUUCCUUGCCUACAAUGUAGUAGUUGUCUGACUGCUUGCCUCUUCCUUACAUCUUCUGUGGGGCAGGGCUGGAGUCAUGCAUGCUAUGAAAGAAGGGAGCCUGGUUGACCCAGAAAGAAGAACAGGAUAUAAAUGUACAAAAUUACAGUUUGAGACUUUUUGGAUUAAAAAGCAAAUGAAUAUAUGGCUUGAUCAUCUGUGGAGGGCUUCCAUGUUUUAAGGCGGAAAGUAGGGAUGGGAAUGGAGAAAAAAUGCCCUGUUGCCUCCCCCCACUCCCCAUUUUUCCUAUAAGGUUUGCUCAACUUAAUUAGCAGAUUCCACAGAUUGGCUGAUGUGGAAGGAUACUGCAAAGGACCAAUCAAUAGGGAACAGAUCCAGUCGUUCAGUUGACAGAUGUUCUAUUGCUUUACACAGUGAGGCAGAAGGAUGCUGCCUUCAGACCUUUAAUGCUCCUGGAACAUCCUCUGGCUUUUGCUUCAUGGGCUUCAACUGCAUCCAGCCUGCUUCAGCGAGACUUCCUGACUCCCAGGCAAACACCUGGCCUUUUGGCUCUAAGGAGCAUCCACAUGGCCGCUCUGCUGGAAAAUGAUGCACAAUCAGGACCUCUUUAUAAAUAAUGUUAUCCGUAUGCGGAGAUACACAUGGGUCUUUGUACUGGAGAUGAUCUGAAUAUAUGGUGUGCAGUGUUUUCUGCACAGCAGAUAGACGGUUUGUGCAGUAGGUGUGCAUAUAAACUGCCAGUAAUGUAUGCUACAUGUGACAGAAGAAUCGGCCUUCCAUAUAUUACAGCAUAAAACUGCAUUUUCCCCAACACCAGAUGGUCAUCUCUAUGUUUGAAAAACCUUACUCGUACAGUAGGGAGUUAUCCUUCAGAAGGACGAAUGUUUCUGCAUGGUGACUAGCCUGCUCUUGUAGUGAUCUUUUGAUUUGUCAGUUUGUUCUGCAGGCCUUUUCUAAGGCUUCAUAAAGUGAGCGACAGAAAUGGGGCCCAGAAAAACCAGCCCAAGUUAAAUCCUGCUUAUUUCAACUAAUCAGAGCGAUUUAAGCAAAGUAGCUGGAUCGGAACUAUAGUUUUUCUUCCUUCGGGAUUUCGUUGAGGUCAUUUUUCUCAAUCUGCAUAGUGGGUAACAGUAUAAAACAUUUUAUUUCAUGAACGUUCAACAAAAUUGUGCAUAUGCUGUAAUCACGCUUGAGGGCGGCAUGAGAAGGAGGCAACAGGGUAUGUGCCACCCUGUGGGCUGGCAGGGUGUCGUGAGGAAUGUGCCCCCCUAAAAACUGUGCCCGGGUUGACAGCCCACCCUGCCCACACUGUGCCUCCGAUAUCUAGUAAUAACACCUGUGCAUACAUCAAUGUUGCAGUGGUUACCAACCCCAUCCCAAAGCAUUUCUGUAUUGGUACAGAAAGUCUUCAUGCGAGGUUGGAAGUAUAUUCCCCUGUAAAAUGACUAAAUCCACAAAGAACCGUACAGAAACAAAAAGGUCUGCCGCUGAAAUGCUCUGCUGUUUUAACUGAUCCGUGGAAAACUAGUUUCAGGAGCUUAUGAGCCCACUAAAAUUAGCACUUAAAUUUAUGGUACUUACUAUAAAAAUCAUAUCUGCCGUGCAGUACCCUGAGAGUAGAAUUAUUUCUUGCAUGAGUUAGCUUCCUAUUGAUUUUUCACGGGUGCCAUAGAAGUGGAUCAGAGAGCCAUAGCACUGGUACCCUCAGGUAUGUUGAAUACUAAAAAUAGAACAUUUUGUACAGCUAGCUGAAGAAUAUUCAGUUAUAGAGUAGCUAUGUUUGGAUAUCCUUACUAUCUAGAGAAUGGAAUUUGUUUUUGAAAGGAAAUGAAACAAAAUGACAUUGGAGAAGUAUGUUGUUUUAGUGAAUGGAUAGACAGCACACUAAUUUAGUCUCUCUUGGUACAUUUAACCUUUAUUAAUAUUUGGGAUCUUUUGAUUAUUGGCUCGUGAGGAAUCCUGCGAGAUUUCCUGUGUAUAUAGCCUUUAAAAAUAUGACUUUCAAUAAUAAUUUAUUGCCUUUGCUGACAGAAUCAUUGCUUUGCAGUUGUUGUAGUGAUUUUCUUGCCAUUAGCUCUCCUGAUUUCUGACAGCUUGUAUGUGUAACAGAAUUAACUGGAGUCCACAAAGUGUUUUUUUAAUAGUGAUAACAACGUUACUAAUAGUUCUUUACUUGGCAGGCUUUUAUCAAGGUAGAUUUGGAGAGCAAGAAACCAAGUAGGCUAGAGCAGGGGGCUGUCGAAAUUGCUGUGGGCACUACAAAAUACCCAUUUCCUAGACAUGCUUAGCUCCUUUCUCCUAAACAAAACAAAACUAAACACUUGGUCAAAACAACUACAUUGGCCACUAGCCAUUAUGACUGCAUUGUCCCUCCACUAUAGGAAAAUAUGCUUAUGUUGUGCUUAUGCUUAUGUUGUGCUGCAGACAUCCCAUAGGCAACUGACAGGCCGUUAUCUGAACAGGGUAGUGGACUAUAUGGGCAUUUGGUCUAAUCCAGCAGGCUUAUUCUGUUCUUAAAAUGGGGGGGGGGGAGAGAGAGAGAGCAAUGAGAAAUUUACCUUUUCCUAUGCCACCAGUGAAGUUGUAGCAUAAUUUGAUUGAGACCGCUGCUGUUUUUCAGCAUCAUGCUGUUAAUAAGUUCAUUAAGGACGAUUUCAUCCAUUCUAAUCCCUCGGAAUGGAAUAAUGGUGUCUUUUUCAGGCCACACAUGAUCCUUGAAUCAUCUGUUAGCCAAACCUGCUUUCUGCUUCAAUGACAAAGUUGAUAUUUAUCAAACAUCUUAACUAAAAUUACAGUAGUGCUUUAUUGACAUUCACUGGGAGCCUGCUAACAGCUUGAGGGUUGUUGUUUUUUAAUGACAAAUCUUGAAAUGAAUUUAGUGUGUGUUUUAAUCCUGCUCUGAGGAGGCAGGAUGGACUGUGCUUUUGAUUAUGGCAGUGAUUUCUCAUUACAAAGUUCUCAUUACUUCCAUGUUGUUAUAAACAUACAGCAUGGUCGUGAAAGAGAUGCACCUACAGAUUUAUGCCAAUGGAUUUGUAACUUUAGGAUAAGGAACCUAUAUAUCUAGGAUAAGGAAUCUAUAAGGAAUUACCCUAAGUAAUUAAACAAGUCGCUUUAAGACUAGAGGAGCUUGAGGCAGUAACAAUGUCCAUUAGGUCAAAAGGUGCUAUUUUUUACUUCCCUGAAAUUGGAGUGAAACUGAUGAUUGCUGAGACCUAUUUACAUGUACUGUCUUAAUGUACGUGUAAACUAUAUUAAUGUUGGGCACAGCUUUCCUAACCUGGAACAAGGAGAUUAAAGCAAAAGAGCUGCCACUGUCUCCAAAGCAAAGGCUGGCAGAGACUAACCAUCAACAUCAUGUUAGUUGUGAUGGGUAGAACUACAGCAAUUUUAGGAGUUGCUUUAUAAACCAGAAGGUUCAGCUAUGUGAAUUGGUAAAUUUAGUCACUCAAUGUAACCUUUCUAUAUAUGUAUUACAAAAGUAUGCUUGACUGCCAUAUGUUUGCCUAAAUCAGGCAUCCCCAAACUUGGCCCUCCAGCUGUUUUGGGACUACAACUCCCAUCAUCCCUAGCUAACAGGACCAGUGGUCAGGGUUGAUGGGUAUUGUAGUGCAAAACAGCUGGAGGGCAGAGUUUGGGGAUGCCUGGCCUAAAGGCUUAAAGGAGUUCCACUGGAAACUUCUGUUGCUCAGAUCACAUUGAGACAAGUGUCUGAGCUUUCCCUUGGCUCCUACUAAUUUCUUGGAAGCUUAUGGGUUGUAUCACAGAACUUUGGUGUAUGCUUCAGUUUUCUGUUUUCAUCAUUCUUCUUGUUCCUUAACUCUCUCAUUGAAGCUCCAUGUCACCUUCUUUUGCCUUCCUCCCACCUUCCUGUUUCUUUAUUCUUGUCUAUGUUCCAUUCCCCUCCUCUCUGGGUUUCACUUCCUUUUCAUCUCUUCUAACUACUGCCUUCUCUCUCUCCCCCUUUCCAUUUCUCCUUGCCAUUCAUUCAUCCUUCUUUGAUCAUUUUCAAGUGCCUUUUUAAGGCCUUGUCCCUGGCUUAUGUCUUCUGCCCUUUCCCACUUAAGACUCUUCAAGCUGUGGCAUUAGCAGCUUCUGCUGCUCUUAUCUCUCUUGUUUGAGAUUCUGACCCCUUGGGCAGCUUUUCAAGCAGCACAGCUGCCUUCUGAACUGGCCUCUAGUGUAGAUUGCCUAAAGGAAGGAUUUGGUUUUUUGAAUUUCCAAUUUGUCCUUGGUUCAUAUUCAAGGUUCUUUACUUCUUCCUGUGGUGUGUUGAGGCAUGAACACGGAGGCAUCUUCAAGAAUGGGCAGUGGGUAUGGCCUAAUAACUGGAAGUUUGCAAGUAAAUGGGUACAGUUGGGUGAAAAUUCUGAACUUCUUUAAUUUUCCAGAAUGAUGCUAUGUGACAAUGGAGGAACUUACCGUAUUUUUCGCCCCAUAGGAUGCACUUUUCCCCCUCCAAAAAUGAAGGGGAAAUGUGUGUGCGUCCUAUGGGGUGAAUGCAGGCUUUCGCUGAAGCCUGGAGAGCGAGAGGGGUCGGUGUGCAGAUAUCCGCAAGCCUGGGGAGCCCGCGGGAGUUCCCGCCGGGCUCCCAUGGCUUGCGGAGAGCUGCCUGCAUCCCGAAGCCUGGGGCGCGCAGCGCAGCGCACCCCGGGCUUCGGGGAGCUCUCCGCAAGCUUGGGGAGACCGGCGCGACGUCGCGCCAGGCACCCUAGGCUUGCGGAUAGCAGCCUGUUCUGGGGGCUGGGGUCGGGGGAAGCUCGGGCUUCCCCCGCCCCAGCCCCGUGCCUGGGGGGGAAAUAAUUUUUUUUCUUUAUUUCCCCCCCCCCCAAAAAAAAACUAGGUGUGCCCUAUGGGCCGGUGUGCCUUAUGGGGUGAAAAAUACAGUACUACCUUCCAAGAGGAGGAAAAGACCUCUCCCCUAAAUUUCACUGCAUUGUUGCCAGGCGAUUCUGACUAGUAGCUGCUGUGAAUAUACAUCUGGGAAAGGACAAAAACCCCAAACAAAUAAGCAUUUAGAUCAAUAUACAAAUGGCAAAGUAACCGAUUUCCAAAACCCCAGCUUAUUGACAAUUUGACACCUUUGGAAACUAGUCAUGAGAGUCGAAACAAAAUUAAAAAAUUCCUUCCAGUAGCACCUUAGAGACCAACUAAGUUUGUUACUGGUAUAAGCUCAUACCAAUAACAAACUUAGUUGGUCUCUAAGGUGCUACUGGAAGGAUUUUUAAAAUUUUGUUUUGACUAUGGCCGACCAACACGGCUACCUACCUGUAACUAGUCAUGAGAAUGUCACAGAUACUUAUCAGUGUUCAGUUUGCACUUCAUAAACUUCAAAACUGUCAUUCAAACUUUGCUUCAGGUAGCAAUUUCAAUUCCCUCGUAGCUUUAGAGGUUUAAUUUAAAUCCUUGCAUAAUAUUUUCUCCCCUGCCCUGUACCACCAAGAACUCCUUGUUGCAGGAGCCCUGAGAAACUGAUCUUAACAGGAGUCACUUAAGCUAUUAAUAAUUCUGGCACUACCACCAAGGCAGACGGGCAUGUCAGUGAUCCAUUGCUUACUCUUUAGUUGUCUUUUUGAAGCCAAGUGAAAUUGGUAGCAUGAUUCAUGUGCUUUCCUGAACUGAUGUCUGCUUGAGAUGUAAUUUCACAGGACUGGCCAGAUGAGUCUCCUUGAGAUCCUUUAGGGCAAUAGCUCCAAUUUUAUGAGAAUCCUUAAAGUUGACUUGCCAUCUAAGGGCUGCUUAUAGUAAUAUAUCACACAUGCUGUUUUCUAUGCAUCUAAGCUCAAUGGACAAAAGCAACUCAAUUUCUACACAACCACACAUUGUUGAUUAGAUAGAUUUUGGUAUCUGCUCAAUGCUAAAAUGGGGGCUAGCUAUCAACUAUGUGAUAUAUUCUGUUUGAGCUCAUUUUGUUUGUAAUAAUGGCAACUAUCAUUAACCUUGCAUAUAAGGACAUUUUCUUAUAAUGUGGGUCUUAAAAAUGCUUGGUUGAUCAAUUAAUAUUAAGUCAUUAACUACCGAUCUUAUGAUAUGUUCUGCUUCUUGUUUUACAGAAACAGGAUCUCCAAUAACAGCUUCUUGUGUUGGCUUAGGAAACUCGCUAACUCCUCCCUCAGGACAGACAGGAAAACUGGUGCCUGGAUACAAUGGUAAAGUUAUUACAGUAUUAUUAUUAUUAUUCCUGUAGAACGCCCUCCCAUCAAAUGUCAAUGAAAUAAACAACCAUCUGAUUUGUAUAAGACAUCUGAAGGGGCAACCCAGACAUUUGUAGAAGACAUCUGAAGGGGCAACCCAGUCAGAUGGGUGGAACAAUAACAAUAACAUGUAUAACAUUAUAAUACAGUAUUAGCUUACCAGCUCUAAGAACCACAUGAUUCCUCACAGGGUGCAACACCAAGACGACAUUUAAAGCUGAAAUGCUGCUGUAUUUAACAGCUGAGGACCAAACCCAUUAUUGAUCUGGCUUCCUUGGCCACUUUAAACUUUUUUUGUUCUGUAGCAACAUCUCCAUUUGUCAGAACACACUUCAGACAAGUCCUCAUCAAAACAUUUCCCCCCCUGUUCUCAACCUGCUGCUGUCCAGUUUGGGAAUUACACCACGCCCCAAUAAUUCCCUAAUGCAGCAAUAACCUAUAUUCAUCAUUGCUAGCAGGCAUAACAGACUGUAGCAUGGAUGGGUGUUGCUUCCAUUUUCUGCUUGGAAGUCACCUUGAAUGAACCAAUCCAUAUGGGCCGCCACAUGUGGGUCAGUAGUUCUACAGGCACAGAAGCCCAAGGAAGUCACUUAUGGGCUGAAUUGAGGGAGGAGAUGAAUCCAGAAGCCUGAGGCCACUUCUGCAAACACAAAUCUUACCUUGUACAUGACCCCACCUCCUGGGCAAGUUGGGUCUGCUUGUGAAAAUGGAAAAGCGACUGUUUUUAUCAGCCUAGCCCAAAUGUUCACAGACACCUUUGUAUGUGGAAAUGCUUCUUGAUGAGCGUAGAUUUUGCUAUUUAUGGCAAAGCUAGGGCAGCCUCUGCAUAUAAUUGACUGCUUUUAAUUAAAGGGCUGCCGCCAUGCUGUUUCUAUUGUGUAAUUAUUGGUGAUUUUAAACUGAUUUUAUAUAUGUAUAUAGUUUUAAUUCUAUUUUUAUCAAUGCUUAAUUGUAUUUUAAUAUCUUUUUUUACAUUUUUAGUUGCUCUUGUUUUUAUCUGUAAGCUGCCAGGGAAGGCGUGGUAUAAUAAUAAUAAUAAUAAUAAUAGGAAUAUGUGUCCAGAGUUGUUUCUGAUGUUGUACUGGGUACUUUGUGAUUGUGGAAACUCUGGGUGAUAGACCAUUCCCACACCUUCCUGCAGCCUUCCUCCUUGGCUAGGGGGACCCUCCAGAGCAGAGAGUACAAGGGGAGGAGAAAUGGAAGCUGCCUUGUGUGAAAUUGGAUAUUGUUCUUUGUACAUGCAUCAGGAGUGCCAGCAGAAACAUACACAGGAGGCCAUGACACCAGAGGGCAAUUGUCCUUAUCAAAACUGCCAUGUACUCUGUAAUGCCCUGUUUGAGAAUAUGAGCAGGGAACAGAUGUCCCCAUUUCAGAUAUUGGUUUUUGAUCUCUGUACAUUAAAUAGCACUUGUGUGUUUUAUAGUGUGUAAAGAUGUUGCUAGCUAGUCUAGUCAGUGAUUCCCCAGAAACAUUUUUUUUAGUGAAAGCAAAUGCCCAUUGAGCUCCGCAAGUGUCUAGCUGUUUUUAAUUUAAAGUUACCUGCUUUCCACUUAUACCAGGAAGGCAGUCUUCUGCAGAGGCUGAUAUUUGAAAGGAAUGCUAAGCACAUUAUCUUUAAUGUUCAGCAUUAAAAAAAAAGAUUGCUGUAGGAAAUGUAGGCUUUGAAUCCGUAUAAAGCAUGAAAGGCAGUAGCUGCCUCUAGCCAGGAAAACAACUGAACAGAACAUGUGCAACCGUAAGAUUAGGAAAGCUGCAAUAUUUUCAUAACCAGAAUUAUGGUUUGACCAAAAUUAUCUAGGAAUUAACCUGUUCUUAACAUGUAAUUGAUAGUGUACUCCUAUUCAUAUUUGCUCAGACAUAAGUCCCAUUAAGUUCACUGGGACUUACUAUCAGGUAAGUAUUACAGGGUUGCAGGCUGAGAUAACUUUAAGAUCAAUUUCACUUGCCUGAGAAUUGCUCAGUUAAUUGGAAAGGAAAGAGUUGACUGGUUUUGUAAAACAAAGAAAUAGGGCAGGAUAGAUGAAGGUUGAAAAAGUGCAAUGUUUUCUUGCCCUUUAUUGGCAGAAGAACCAAUAAUUAUGAGGUGGAAACAAGAUCAGACUUGGUGCAUUAAGUCAAGAAUGAAUGUGGGGCAUGUACACUCCUUUUCCACUCACACACUGGGUUCAGCGCUUCUAGUUAACUUUAAACCACAGUUUCCCAUUACAUCCAAACUAAUAAAUAAGGUUUUGCUCUACAGCAGAUAGGAAUGAAGUGAAAAGUGGGAGAAGUGACUGGUGUUGGGCUGAGACAGGAAGUGCAGUGACUGUAAAUACAUACCCUCUGGGCUCUAUUUGACCUUUAAAGACAGAUGAAAUUAGGUGAAAACUGCCACUUUUUGUAAAUUGCCAUCUAUAACCUCCAAGUGCUCUUUAAACUGCAUCAGCUCCUGUGUAGUUGUCUGUGCUUGUUGCUGUGCCUUGCAUCUUAAACCACUCUAAAAAUAAGGUCUCUCUUGCCCUCUGAUAAAGGUAAUUUACAUUCCAGCUUUGUCCAGCCUUCCUCUGAGUUGAAUCUGUAAAUUAAAACUAAUUUUUCAGUCUGAUCUGCAAAAACAAGAGCCCCAAGAUAGCCUAAUUGGGCACUGCAAAUGUUUUGUAAUUGCUUUCCUCAAGUUGUGUUUUCCAUAGCAAUUAAGCUCGAAGCUUUCCUCUGUCUUGAACCCUAGUAAAGAGGGGAGGGGAGGAAAAAAUAUAUUUUUGUGAAUCCUUUUGUCUUUUUUUCUUGCAGUGAUGAUUCUGGAUGAUGACAAGCAAGCUGUAAAAGCGAAGACUUUAGGAAAUAUUGUGGUGAAGUAAGCAGCCCACAACCUUUCAAGGGAUUAAUGCUGUAAAGUAGACGGAAGGAGUGAGCCAAAACACUGUGAUAUAAUUGAAUACUGAAUGAAUAUACUUACUGAUACUGACCACAAAUAUUACCCCUUUAGCCAGUAAGAUCUUCUACCACUCUAGAGUUAAAACAAAUUUAUUUUGACAUACGAACUUCCCCCUCUUUUGCUCAAUUAGGGGCUCUUUGCAGAGGCUGCUUGCUGCUUCAUUGAUCUGUUGCAGCUUCUGUAACAGUACCAUUGGAGAAUACUUGAAAGCCAAUCCUCAUUCCAUGUGGGAGCUUAAUUGGAUUGAAAGAAAAGGUCCAGGCUUUGAAAGAUGCCAUUGCAGAGAGGGAGAACUGGUUUUGUAAAGGCCAGUUCCAGCUAGUUCAAAUUGUGAGUGUUGGGUGUGGUGUUUCAUUGCUUCUGAGUCCAGAAUUAGGGUGUACCUCAAGCUACUCUGGUUCCUUCCUCUCUGCUUCUGAGAACUGUACCAUCUUUGUCAUUGUUAUGGCUGGUUGGCUUCCUAGAGAGAAUGUAAUCCACAGCCUAGCACAGGAGGUCCUCUGCGAAUUUCUGGGGCACAGCCUGCGCUCUCUUCUCCAGUACAGACCUGGGAAUCUGGCAGGUUGCUGUCUUUAUGAAGUCCCACUUGUUAAGCCCCCUUCAUACAUUGGUCAUGAUUAACUCCAAACUUGGCUGCACCAGUGGCGCUAACUACUCUGAUGUUGCAUGGUUUCCUUGACCCUGCCUGCAUUUUCAGAUGUUGAGCAAGGGGCACCUAUGCUCAUAGACCUCCACAUGUAUAGGUUUCUACAGAUGGGGUCUAGUUAACACAGGGUUCUUUGGAAACCUAGGCAUAUGGAGGCUUGCAUGCAUAGGCUUCCUCUGCUCAGACACUCAUGCUUAAAGCAUGAAUGUCAGGACCUGGUGGGAUGGAAGCUGCAUGGCAUUGGAACAAGGCUCUGUUGCUCCUUUCAACUUCUGGUGUCAUGUUGAAACAUUUAACUUCCCCAGGCCUUUUAAAUGGCUAUGCUUGUUCUGCACUAUAAUUUCACAAUUCUAUUGCUGCCUCUCAUUGCUUUUAAUUCAUUAUGAAUGUUGAUUUUUGCUGUAUUUGCUGGUGUGAACUGUUUUAUUUAUUGCCCCAGAAACCAUUGGGAUGAAGGGCAGUCUAGAAAUGAAUAAAUGAAUAGACUCCUAUAGUCCCACACACAUUUACUUGGGAGUAAGUCUCAUUUAACUCAGGCUUAUUGCACAGUAUUGUUCUGUCUGUGCUUCAGGGACUUUGGCAUGUUCUCUCAUUGAGAGUGUCAAAUUUCCCCCCACACAAUCUGGUAAGAAGGAACAAAAUUUUCUGCAUGAAAAAUUCACCUAGACUACCAAUUCUGACAUUGUUUUUCCUCAUGUCCUGCACACUCCUAAUGGAGACAGAAUUUAUGUAGGAACCAACCCAUUAUUUUUCUGUUGUGGUUCUUUCAUAUUAGCCUAUGAUUCUAUUAUUUUGCAUCUCCAACCUGGUAGGUUCAUGAAAGAAUAAUAUCUUGCAUAGCAUCUUUACACAAUGUGAGCUGGGUUUCUCACCUCCUUUUCUGCUUUCCUACCUGUUUUUCAGUUUCCACUGCUUCUCCUUAGGAGCUCACUAAGCUUCUGCUACCAUGGUACGUGCUAUUUGCAUUUUUUACCUGAUUUGCUGGUAAUACUUGAGGUGACUAUCCUUUUGCUCAGCUGAUUAUCACUGUUUUAGCUUCAGCUUUUCCUAUUUUCUGCAUUUCUGUUGCUAAUUGACAGCAAAGCACAUGUUUAACUAAUGCUCGGAGACAUUAUUGCUUUUAUAGGAGUUGUCUGGACAAUGUUGGAUCACAAAUGCAACAUCUGUGGCUGCUUUACAUCUUAUCUUUUUUGACACAAGUGCCAAUCGAGGCAUGCAUGUAACAUGCAAAUGGAAGCACCUGUGGCUGUUAUCGAAACACAGUGCUUGCAUUUGCACUUAAUGUUAAGCCAGACUUCCAGACAGAAUGAACUGCAUGCUGGUGCUCAUUGCCCAGUUUCUCCAACUUCACUCAUCCCCUAGUGCAAACAGGAUAAACAAACCAGCAGUAAACCAGAGCUUCAAAUUGGUAUCAGUAAUGCCUUGUUAGGGAUUCAGAAACCAUAACCCAUGGCUUAGAUGUAAUGGGAAGCCAAGGUUUCCUAGUUGGCUAUUUCACUUAUGGCAGUAGAGCAGCAAAGCAGCAUGCUCAUUCCUAAUAACCCGCAAUAAGCCAUUCUGGUUUAUUGAUUUAUGCAAAUAUGGCCACUAGGCUCUUACUGGUGAUGAGUAAAUUCAUCACAGCACUGUACUUUUCAGUGAAGGGGAAGGUGCUUGCUCCCACAUCAAAGUUUAAAUCUAUAUAUAACUUGAAUACUUGUUGGUUUUCCCCACAGGAGAAGGUGGAAUGUAAAGGCAAGUCUCUGUGUAUUUAAGUGUGCAUGCAAAACAUUUUUGCACCUUUUCAGUUGCUUGUCAAACAUAGCUGGCAAUGUUUGUAUGCAUUCAUUUUUUGUUAUCAUUAAGGCCUACACAGUGUGUUUAACAAAGUGACUGGCAUGCUGCCAAUUGCUUAAAUAUUAGACAAAUCUAAGGUACCCCCCACCCAAAAAAGACCCCCAGUUUGGUAUGAUACUUUUUUUAAAAAAUGUAAUCACACCCUAAUGUUUCAAAGGGAGGCUAAUUCCAAAAAAGCUAUCCUGAGACAGUUUCUUUUUUUGUUUUGCAGUUGUACAAAACAUCUAUGAUAUUUUUUUUUUGAAAACUUGCAUGUUCAGAGCAUCAGUAGUUAGAGGUGCACACUGGUUUAACAGUUCUAAGGAAUAAUGCUUUUCCAUAAUUCUCCAUGUUGACAGACAGGGUGCAACUUCAGUAUAGUUUGUGUUAGAAUGUAAAACUACUAUCCAAAGCUUUAAAAUGCUGGACUAACUUUGAAAUUAAUCUCUAGGUUUUUGUGGGUUUUUUCUUUUCUUUUAUACUAAUAAAUGCUGAGUGUAAGCUUGGCCUUUCAGGCAGUUGAUUUUCUGAUGAUUUCAGGAAAGGUCUUAAUCUUAAAGUGUCAUGUUGCCUUCUUUGCAGCAUAGCAGGCACCACACUUUCUGCACAUACUGUCUCAUUUCUGCUACAAGCUAACAUUCAUGUCACACUAAACAAACCAAUUAGUGUCUAUAGUGCCGCAGGAAUUUUGACUUUGAGAAACCUCAAGAAGCACUUUGUAAAUAUGGAUGGAGGAAAAAAAUCAGGGUUUGUGGGGUGUGUGUAAUGACACAUUCUUCCAAGACUUAACUAUUGCUAAGUUUUAGCACAAGCGGUGUGCUAAAUACAAAAUGUCCUUACAAACUUUUGCAUUUUCAGUUAUGUAUGCAUAUCUAUUCUUGUUACACUUGAUGUGACCCUGUUGCAAAUUACCAGAUGGAAUUAAUUUCACACCUUUUUUAUUUCUGCUCUAUUGCAUGUCAGCUUUUAAAAAUUAUUAUUUUUGGAAUUCAUACGGGUGAAAGUCUGUGUGUGCCGAGAGGUGAUGGGCUCUCUUACUUAAUGGCUAAGCUGAAAGGAGCAGAAUAAAACCAAACAAAAAAGCCCCAGGGGAAUCGUUAAUGGCUCUGUCAAUGAGAAUUGUCCUUCCUCUCUGUCACAAGGACUUUUUAGACAGUUAAAUAAAUCAACGGUGCAACUAUGUUACCGGUUAUGAAUUACUGUCCUGUUGGUACCCUGAAUGCAUACAAGGUAACUUCUGUUUCCUGAAGGUUUCAUUUAAUACAGAUGCAUCUUGACAUGAGAUUAGAAGUUAGGAAACAUUUUAUUCUCAACUCUGUUGGAACUGACCAUUGAGCCUGCUUCAACAGGAAUUAGAACCCAAGGUUCAGUGCAGCCGAGGUACCUCUUAUCCAUGGGUAGGCAAACUAAGGCCUGGGGGCCAGAUUCGGCCCAAUCGCCUUCUAAAUUCGGCCCGCGGAUGGUCCAGGAAUCAGUGUGUUUUUACAUGAGUAGAAUGUGUCCUUUUAUUUAAAAUGCACCUCUGAGUUAUUUGUGGGGCCUGCCUGGUGUUUUUACAUGAGUAGAAUGUGUGCUUUUAUUUAAAAUGCAUCUCUGGGUUAUUUGCGGGGCAUAGGAAUUCGUUCAUCCCCCCCCCCCAAAUAUAGUCUGGCCCCCCACAAGUUCUGAGGGACAGUGGACUGGUCCCCUGCUGAAAACGUUUGCUGACCCCUGCUCUUAUCCUUCAGUAUUGUGCAAAGCACUUGAAACAUUUAACCACCUUUGGAAGCAGUCUUCUCCCCACUGCUCCAGGAACACCAAACAAAGGUUGUGUGUAAUGGUAUCGUAGUGAGCUAAGGGGUUUUGUGAUGACGGAACCUGUGGCUGUAGAUGCCUGAAACGGUUAUGAUAUCAUAGAGCUUUUCACAAGCAUUCUUACUUGUCAGCGAUGAAAGCUAUUUGCAGAGUGCUAACAGUCUCCUGCGAAAGACUGUAAAAGUCACCCGAGUUGACAUUAAACCUCACACAUUCCCUAUCCCUAGGAAAGGAAUAGGCAGUGUGGGGAAAAAUGAGGACUGAUGCUGAAUGGGAAGAGAUAGAGAGAGAUGCUAAGGGGACAAGGGAGCCAGAAAUGGGAAUGUCAGUGAAAUGAAAUAAGCUGUCAUGUGAACGCAGCCUCAGGAGGGACUGUGAACUGUUGAAGAGAAGAGGGUUGUUUGAAAAAGAAGCCUAAAGUGCCCAGGAAGCGUAGGCCAACUUCACCCUGGGUGCCCUUCCUGAUUAAAAGUUUGCGUUGUCUUGGGAGUGUUAUUCCCUCAUUAGCUUUGUCUCUAUUUUGUGGCGGUGAAUUAGAUUAUAGGCAGAGUGUAACAUACUCCCAAGAGGAAUACUCCCUUUUAGGAGGACAUCUCCUUGUAUUUUUCUACAACAAAUUCUAAGGUCAUAAAAAACAUGGCUGUUAUUGUUAAAGGAAGUUUGAAGAAUAUUGAUGGGUUAUCUGGAAAACAUCAGUUGAUGCCGUUUGCAAGCCAUUGAUUUAUGACAGUGUCAAACAGAAAAGUGAAUUCAAGGGGAGCCUUCCCCUCCCUCACUUUUUUGCUGAGAUAAAUGGGAAUCUUUCUCAUGCUCUCUGCCACAAAAAGUGUGCCUCUGAAGUUUUGUCACUUAACUACAGUGGUACCUCGAGUUAAGAACUUAAUUCGUUCUGGAGGUCCGUUCUUAACCUGAAACUGUUCUUAACCUGAUUUCUGUUCUCAUCCUGAAGCAAAGUUCUUAACCCGAGGUACUAUUUAUGGGUUAGCGGAGUCUGUAACCUGAAGCGUCUGUAACCCGAGGUACCACUGUAGUUAAGUGACAAAACUUCAGAGGCUAAGGGAGCUUGGCCACUCUCUUUUUGCACCAGGAUUUGCAAGUUUAACUAAACACAAUUCUCCUGGGCUGUACCUGAGAAGGGAAGUCAGUGCCACCAGCUCUUUAUGGUAGGGAUGGGGCAUCUCAGGCCCAGAGCCUGAACUGCAGCCCUCCAGACCUGUCUUGCCAGACCUAGGGACUCUUCCCAGGAUACAGCCAGUGGGGAAUUGAGAGGCUCCCCUCUCACACAUACCCAUAGCACUAAGCAGUUUCUGGGAAAUCUUGUUGCUUAUAUAUGCCUCUGGCUCUUGGGACAUAUUGAGAAACAUGCAGAGGCACAGACAGUUGACCAUGCACAUAUUGCUUAGUGGGUCUGGCUCAUCUUUGUUCUUGUCAACAGGCUUAUUACCUGCAUGCAGACACACAGGUUUUAAGCAAUCUGCUUGUUUUGUUUACAUAUAGUUCACAUCUACUGCAGGUGUAGUCAUGUUUUUCCAUGUUGGCAGACUCUGUGAGCACUGUAUUUGUAAUAUUUUAACAUCUGUUUUCCUUUAGUUAACAACUAAACUUUUUUUAAACUAUUUUUUAAAUGUAAACCAACACAUAAUAUUGUGAAUGGUGAAUUGAUGCUUAAUCAUAGAUCUUCACCCCCCCCCCCAUAAUGCUGUGCUUCCAGUUUAGGAUAAACACUGGUGUUAUAGGUGUUUUUACACAGAUUAAAACUGAGGAUUCAGUACAAAAAAAAAAAGGUAGAUAGAAUUGGGAGAUUUGUAAGUGCCUGAUUAGCUUGCACAUUAGGUGAAAAUAUUCAGUAUUUGUAACAGGGGUGGGGGUGGGCAUUGUGUCUUAUGAUAGGAGAAUGUCUUUAUAGUACAAGAAGCUACCAUAAUUUGUGCAAUGGAUUUGUUAAAAAUAGGUUUCAUCCCCAAUAUCUGUUUUUACUAUUAUGGGAAGGAACAAAGUAAAUCCCUGUAUCUUCCAAAAGUAUUGUGCUGACUUGAGCAGCAAAAAAUUAAAUAUUUGGGUUGGAACUGAUUAUUAGCUACAUGUGUGACAUAAAUAUUUCAUAUUCUUGAUCAGAAUGUUUCAAUCCUUGACCAGCUCCACUAGACUUGUAAAGAUAGUUGCUUUUGGCUUCUACCCUUCCAACACAUUUCAGGAGAUGACUUUUUUAAAAACAACAACAACAACCCUUUAAUCACCAUUGUGUAAUAAUCUUGUAAAAACGAUCUGUUCUCCUUGAUAGCCUUGUUCCAAUUUAAUUUUGUGUGUGUGUUUCUGUGUUUGCUUUUUUAUUUAAAUAACAGGCUGCCUUUGCCUCCAGGAGCCUUUCUGGGCCUUUGGAAAAAUGAGGAUCUGUACAAGGAAAUAUACUUCCAGAAAUUUCCAGUAAGAGGAGUUAAAAUGAACUAAAUAUGUAGUAAGCUACCUUUGGCUCUCUAGCAUGAAGCGAUGCCAUAUUUUGGAAUGCUGUUUCCCCCUCUGAUUGACCAUGCCGGCUGGGGUUGAUGGCUUCUCAAAUCAACUGGAGGUCAGCGUGUUGCUUACCCUAUGUAAUAGAAUAGAUAUAUUUUGUAAUGCCCAAGAAAUACUUUCACUCCCCUUCUCCAUAAAUGCUGUGCACUGUAGUGUAAGAAUCCCAUUCAUGCCCAUGUUUGCAUAUUCUUCUUUUACUCUUCCACACGUCCUUGCUAAAGGCCAAUUGGCUUCCUAUGGGAUAUGCAAUGCUGGCGUGGUGAGAUAGCUCAGUCGGUAGAGCAAUGACUCUUAACCUGGAAGGUCGUGGGUUCAAGCCCCACACUGCACAAAAAGAUUCCUGCAUUUCAGGAAUGACCCCAGUGGUCCCUCCCAGCUCUACAAUUCUAUGAUUCUAUGGAAAUUGCACAUGAGGCAAACAAGGUGUGUGCUAAGCAGCUCUACACUAUGCUGUUAAGAACAUAGAGUUCAGCUGGAUCAGAUCCAAGGCCUUUCUAGUCUGGCAUUCUUUACCCACAGUGACCAACCCAAUGCCUACACAAAGCCCAUAAGAGUGGCAUGAGUGCACUUCAGAGGCUUAUCUCCAGUAUUAGAGGUAACAUCACCAUCAAGAUUAGUAGCUGUUGUUUUGUGGAAAAGCUGCUAUACGAGAUGUAGCCUGUAAAGCCUGGACAGGAACCUAGGAUUAUUUUGGAGAAAUGCCAAGGAUGGGCAUGGUGGCAAAAGUGGUCUAGAUCUUUGGUAAUUUUUGUUGAUGUUUCUGUAUUUAAGGAACAUCAAUAAAAUGAGCAAUAAACAUUUUUUAAAGUAUUACUGAUCUCAAAUAUUCUGAUAUAUGUAUAUUUUCCUUUCUCCUCCUGCUUUUGCUCCCAGGGGUACUAUAAUACUAUGGACGCGGGCUAUAUGGAUGAAGAGGGCUAUUUGUAUGUGAUGUCUCGAGUGGAUGACGUGAUCAAUGUUGCAGGUCAUAGGAUUUCAGCAGGUGCAAUUGAGGAGGUAAAUGCAAAGCGGUCUGUAAAAAUGCUUUAAAAAUGCAUGUUAAAACUCCAGCUAAGAUUUAGAUCACCAGUGGAGGCUGUUUCUACAUUGCUGCUGCUUAUGAAUGGUAUUAAGGUAAUGUGUACAAAGUCACUUUUGUGUCCUUCCUGUUCUUGCCCCUAGGCAUUUUAACAGUGAGAACAGUGGCAUACAUUUUAAAAAUCUGACUAACGAAGUACAAAAGUUCUUGUGUUAUCCAACACAAAGGUGUGUUCUUUUGAAACUUAUCUGAGUGAUUUGUGGCCUACAUUGGCAACUUCAUAACUUCAGGAAAGCCCUGAUACCAGGGACUGGAUUCUGAGCUCCCUCGCUGUCUGCAGGCCACUGUGACAGGGGAAUGGGGCCAAAAGCCUACCUGUGGAUCACCUGAUGUCACUUUGAUGUCAGGCACUGUGGGUAAACCACAGAGCCUAGGACUUGCGAUGGGGUGAGCUCCCGUUGCUCGGUCCCAGCUCCUGCCAACCUAGCAGUUUGAAAGCAUGUCAAAGUGCAAGUAGAUAAAUAGGUACUGCUCUGGCGGGAAGGUAAACGGCGUUUCUGUGCGCUGCUCUGGUUCGCCAGAAGCGGCUUAGUCAUGCUGGCCACAUGACCCGGAAGCUGUACGCCGGCUCCCUUGGCCAAUAAAGCAAGAUGAGCGCCGCAACCCCAGAGUCGGUCACGACUGGACCUAAUGGUCAGGGGUCCCUUUACUUAACUUACUCUACUUUACUUACUUUACUUUUAACUUUACUUACUCUCCCCUCCAUGCUACAAAUAAACAUUUUUCCUGUGCUGAUAAGACUUGAAUUCAAGCUGUGUCUGCAAAUAAAGAAUUGGAAGUAUACUAAGGUAAAACCCACAAUAUACAUUUAAAAUACGUGGCUUCUCCCUAAGAAUUCUGGGAACUGUAGUUAGUUAAGGGUGCUGGGAGUUGUAGCUCUGUGAGGGGUAAAACUACAGUUCUCAGGAUUCCUUGGGGGAAGUCAUGACUAUGAAGGUGGAACAUAUGUGGUUAAAAUGUAUUAUCACCAUCAAUUUAUUAUGAAGGGACUGUACAAUAAAGCCCAAAAACUCUGAUACAUUGAAGACAAAACUAAAUCUCUGAGCAAAGAUCCAUAUAUCCUGCUAAGAUAGCCUACCAGAAUAAAAAUGUAUUUAUUUGUUCUUGGAAAAUGCAGAUAAUGGGUAGCUGUUCAUAUCUCAACAGGAAUGCUAUUCUAUAGCAUUCCAACUUAUUGCAGAGCAGGCCUCUGGAUAUUUGGAACUUACAGGAGAAACAUUCCCGCAGACCACAGGGAUCUGCUAGGUAUAUAAGGGGUAAAGUGGUCUCUCAGGUAACCUGGUCCUGACACGUAUGUUAGCACCAACACUUUGAACUUGGCCUGGUAGGAGAUGCAUGGCAUGGAGGUGACCUAAGAGUGUUCCUGAUUCUUCCUUUGCAUCAAAAGGUUUGGCAGUUUUUGAAUCUCCCACCUUGUAAUGUCACUGUGCAGGGCCACAGAAAAAAGGAGCUAAAUUCAAAAAGUACCAACUUUUUGAUGUUUGAACUUUUUUGUUCCUGGCAUCAUAUAUGAUGGGAAAGGUUGGCAUGGUUUGUCUGAGAUGGCCUGGUGGACCACCCACCAAGUCUUGGCAGGCCUAAUCAGGCUGGGGGUGAGGGACUAAGGUUCACCACGGACUUAUAUACUGUCUUAUUUCCAAAUAACUUGAAUAAUAGUAAAAUGAAAGUAAAGGUGUAAAGUAAACUGAAUCCGGAAAAAGAAAUGGGGUAAUGAAUGCCAAGGGAAUAAAUGCAGCAACACAAUAAUGCUUCCAGGCAAAGAAAAUAAUUAGAGCAGAUGAAUGAAUGAAAUAAAGGGCCUAUGAUGAGACAUAGGUAAACAAAUCAUUACAGUAAUCCAAACAAGAUAAAAUUAAUGAAUGAGCUGUGUCAAUAGGUGUAAGGGUGAUAUUAGUUUCCUGAAAGAAGUAAGAUGUUGGCAGUGAUAUUUUAGGAGAAAUAUUACUAGAAAGGAGAAGAACCACACAAUAUGACCUUGAUUCCAGAGAGAAGGAGAUAUUGGAGUGAUACCAGCAACAGAUAAAUCAAGAACCAAAAUGGGGAAACCAAAUAAACUUAUUUUUAGAUAGUUUAAGGAACUGUAUCCAAAUCCCAGAAGAAAUAGGCAGCAAAGAGGGAGAAAACUCUUAUAUGAUGAUGGAGAUCUAGAGCAGGGAAAUACAGCUAAAUUGAACCUACCUAAAUAUGAUAAUCAGUGCUAGGGGAAUGGAUGCAGGAACUGAGACAGCGAAACCUGAACCAUGAAGGACACCCAAAAGUAAAGGGACAAGGGUGAAAAACAGCACUCACACCGACUCAUGACUGACAGUAAGAAAACCAUUAAAGAAUAGAACAGGAUUAGCCAGACAAAAAGAAAGCAGCCUCAAAUACUGAAGGAUAACAAAGAACAGAAAAAUUAUACAUUGAAAGUAAAAAAGAAAUGUGAAGAUGAGGCAGUUUAUCAAGACAAAUGAAUGAAAACUACAUUAAAAAGGACCUAGUGUAGUGAUGUAUGGAAGUGAGAGCUGGACCAUAAAAAAGGCUGAUCUCUGAAGAAUUGAUGCUUUUGCAUUAUGGUGCUGGAGGAGACUCUUGAGAGUCCCAUGGACUGCAAGAAGAUCAAACCUAUCUGUUCUUAAGGAAAUCAGCCCUGAGUGCUCACUGGAAGGACAGAUUGUGAAGCUGAGGCUCCAAUACUUUGGCCACCUCAUGAGAAGAGAAGACUCCCUGGAAAAGACCCUAAUGUUGGGAAAGAUGGAGGGCACAAGGAGAAGGGGACGACAGAGGAUGAGAUGGUUGGACAGUGUUCUCGAAGCUACCAGCAUGAGUUUGACCAAACUGCGGGAGGCAGUGGAAGACAGGAGUGCCUGGCGUGCUCUGGUCCAUGGGGUCAUGAAGAGUCAGACAUGACUAAACGACUAAGCAACAACAACAACAAAAGUGUAGUGAUAAUCAAGACUCUGAGAGAGAAAACACUGCAUACACAUUGCUUGGAAACAAAGAAGAGAAACCAGGUGGCAAUUAGACAAACCCAGUGAAGUCAUCUAUGAGGCUAGAAGCCAUAACAGAGAGAUUCGAAAUUAUACUAACGGGAAUAAUAGAAAGUGAGCAAUCUGCUUAGAAAAUAUGAAGGCAUGACACUGAGCAAACAAGUAGAAGAACAGAAGAGCAGAAAAGGAACAAAACAGCCACGAGGCUGUGACAAAUGGUGAUAAAUAAGAAGAGCUGAUCAGAAGGAACUCAUGAAUGAACUCGCGCUGCUUUAUCAAAGGCAUGUGCAAAAACUAAGAGAUAAAAAUAGACAAGAAAGAAAAUGAGGAAUAAGCAGUGAAUUAGCAAGGGAAUAAAAGUGACUAGCCAAAGCAGCAGCAACAGAAUGAAUUAACCGAGAAAGAUAAAUAAGAUUGCUUAUUUAAGGGGUGUGCGUGAAGCGUAUAGAUAAGAAAUUGAGAAGUCAUGACUAACGGCACAGGACUGUGAUAUAUGAAGAAAAACGUAAUUGAGAAGUAAUCUAUGGCUCACCUGGGGAAGAAUAAUGGGAGCAGAAAGACAAAUCAAAUGUACAUGUUGAAACAGAGUUAAAUGAAGAAUCCGAAGCAUCAAUAAUUGGUGCCAUAGAAACAGCAAACAAAAGAGGAUCAGGAAAAAAUAGUCAGGUUGUCAAGGCUGAAAGUUGCAAAAUUCUUAAAACAGUCAAUAAGGAAACGCAUCAAGCAAGAGAGUAAAUUAAAGUAAACGAUGUUCAGAGGGAGGACAAAGAGUACACAGCGAGGAGAACACCACAAGGGAGUAAUUAAGAGUACCGGUUUCCCAGGCAGCAGGGAAGAAUCGGCUCCCCAGGCAUAUUUUGUCUAACGUAUACAGUGGUACCUCAGGUUAAGAACUUAAUUCGUUCUGGAGGUCCGUUCUUAACCUGAAACUGUUCUUAACCUGAGGUACCACUUUAGCUAAUGGGGCCUCCCGCUGCUGCCACUCCACUGCCAAGUGAUUUCCAUUCUCAUCCUGAAGUAAAGUUCUUAACCCGAGGUACUAUUUCUGGGUUAGCGGAGUCUGUAACCUAAAGCAUCUGUAACCCAAGGUACCACUGUAUCUUAUUGCUGUAAGCCUCUUUGAGACCUCCAUGGUGAAAAGCUGGAUAUAACUUUAUUAAUUAAAUUAAUGCAAAGUUAAACCCAUGCAUUAUGUGGAAGCACCUCCCUUCAAUACCAUCACAUGCUACUCCAAGAACAUGGCCAGAUAAUUUAGACCCAGUGACAGUUCCUUCCCAUGUGAGCUUUGCUUGCCUGCUGUGUAGAGCUGCCUGCAGUAUCUAUGCACAUUGGAGCACUCAUAAAAACAGACCAUCCUACUAACCACUGUUCAGCCCCACUCCUGGUACCUUUCACAUCUUCACAAAAUGGAUAUACAGUGGUACCUCGGGUUACAUAUGCUUCAGGUUACAGACUCCGCUAACCCAGAAAUAGUGCUUCAGGUUAAGAACUUUGCUUCAGGAUAAGAACAGAAAUCUUGCUCCGGUGGCGCGGCAGCAACAGGAGGCCGCAUUAGCUAAAGUGGUGCUUCAGGUUAAGAACAGUUUCAGGUUAAGAACGGACCUCCGGAACGAAUUAAGUACUUAACCCGAGGUACCACUGUAUAUGUAUGGGGUCUGAAUCUUAGUGGAGCAUUAUUUAACAGAGACCCACCUUUUCUCUUUUCUGUGUUAAUUUUCUUGGAUCCGGUUUUUAGGGGGAAAUGUCAUAGAGUCACUUUAAGGUAGGUUGAACUUUUGGUUUUUAAAGAAGUGUUAGGAAACUUACUCAAAGCUCUCGCUGCUUGAGGGGGAAGGUAAGGGCACAGUUAUUUUUAUUUUUACAGCUUAAUUGCUUCUCCAUCCUCCUUGCAAAACAGGUGUGAGGUGGUGAUAAACUGACGCCUUAUUAUUAUUGCCGAGUCUGUAUUUUUAGGAAAAGAAAACUUGGGCUAAAUUAGUUGUUUUGUGGAUUGUGCUUUAUUGCAGUGCUGCCUCCCUUGUGGUGUUGAAAAAGCUAUUUAAUUCCCAUUUUUUGCUUACCAUACAGUGGGUGGCAAUUGAUUGUUUUGCUGAAUGCACAAUAAAGUUGUUUGCUGAUAAAUAAUGUAUCAACUUUCUGUCUGUCUCUCCUGUUUUAAGGAUGACAUUAAGUGAUAGUUUGAUCUACAGCUUAAAAUACUGUGCAUGUUAUUAUUCCAAAUGGAGACCCACAAAGCAAUAAAAUGUACACUAAAGUAGCUAAAAUGAUUUAUAUCAGGAUGUUGCUCAUGAUGAAUGUCAUUGUCGUUUAUACACAGUCUUAAGGGCUGGAUUGCGAAUGUACAUUUGUAAUUUGAAAUAUUGCAUUCCCAGUAGGUUUAUUAAUCAAGCUAAUAAGCAAAUGUUACAGCUUAAAAAAUCUUUCAGUAAAAAGGCACUGAAACAUCUCUUUUUGGCAGCAGUCAGACAAUAGUAAAUAGGUGUGAUGUUGUGAGCAUGUAGGCCAGAACUGUAGCAUCACAUAAUUCUGAAAUCCUGCUCCUGGCAAACUGAGAUUUCUGUAUUAUGGGCACUGUGAAUCGCCAUAAAGGCUUCAUUGUAAUGCUGCCUGGAAACUUCAGAAGGGUCAAAAUGCUACUGCUAAAAUCUUGACAGGCCAGGAAUUGAGAUCAUGUGACAGUAUCAUUGUAUUAGCUACACUGGCUGCUGAUUCAGUUUUUAAUGCAAUCAGAGGUAUUGACUUUGUACCGUUGGUCCCACACUCCUUGGGGCUUUAAUCUAUGUACUUGAAGGGCCUGCAAAGCUGCUUGUUUUUUUAGAUUGCCUUGCACGUCACACUGCCUUCUGAGGCACAUUUUGUGGCAAUGCAUGGAAGAGUUUUCUCUACGGCAGGACAUCAUCUGUGAAACUCCCUGCCCCAAGGGGUCAGCUUCCUCUCUUAUCUUUGUUCUGCUGGCAUCUGAAGAAGUUUGUUUUUAAGCCAAGGAUUUGCUAGUGCUGCUACUUAAUUUAUUUCAAUUUGAUUUUUAUUCUGGUUUUUCUGUUUUCUGAUGAUAGGUCAGGUUGUGGUUUUUGUAACUCAGAUUGUGUUUUUGACAAUGGGUUUUUAGGGAUGUGAUUCUGUUUUUGUUUUUGUUUUACUUGUUGGUCACUCCGACUCCUUCAGGAGCAGAAAAGUAUAAUUGGUUUUUAGUGUACGGUAUAAAGAAUGUAUCUAAAGCAGGGGUAGGGAACCUUAGGCUGGGAGGCCAAAUGUGGCCUGAUAAGGCCUCUCCGUUUGGCCCUCAAAAUUCCCCAGACCACUCCCCUCACCCACACUGCCUCAUAACCCAGUUGUCCUGACUGGAAUGUGUUGUUGACCUUUGAGAAGGCCUCUUGCUUGUCUGGAUGGAGGAUACAGAGGGAUGUGGACUUCUGUUUCAGAAGCUAGGCGAAACUCACAUUAAUUCCUCCACCCACUUUGGCCUCUGCUCCUGCUUACCUCGGGCAUGUGGCCCUCAAAAGGCUUUCUAGAACGGAAUGUGGCCCUUGAGCUAUAAAACUUUCCCCACUCCUGAUCUAAAGAGCCUCCCACACAGUUCUUUAAGUUGUUAUCUUUGAAGGAAUCCCCAUCCAACAGGAAAUUACUUAGACAUCUCCACUAUGACUCUGAAAACUCCCUGUGAUAUUCCAAUUAGGAAAGAAACUGUGACUUCUGCAUUAUCAGAUUCUCUGGAUUGAUAAGGAACAUGUAUGCUCCACUGACGCAUGGUGGUGGUUGUUUUCUGUUUCCCCAAUCAGGCUGUGCUCUCCCAUAGCGCUGUGGCAGAUUGUGCAGUUGUCGGCCAGGAAGACUCCUUAAAGGGCCACGUCCCACUCGCUCUGUGCGUCCUAAGAAACGGUGAGACAUUUGUUUGAAAAGCAGAAGGAAGCCUUAGGCUCGACUCCCGGCCUGUAGCAGCUAACAAAAUGGUUACCGUACAGAAGAAUCAGACUACUUUUGUUGACCGUGGUGCUCUUACCUUGCUUAUCAGGAGUAAACACUGAAGAGGAAAAGCUUUUGGAUGAAAUCACAAAGAGAGUUAGAGAAAAUAUUGGCCCUGUGGCAGCCUUCCGGAAAGUAGUGUUUGUGAAACAGAUACCAAAGACACGUUCUGGCAAGAUACCACGGUCAGCUCUUUCUUCCUUGGUAAACGGCAAGCCAUACAAGGUGAAUUACCUGCAUUCUUUUACUACUACUGUGUGGUGCUGGAUAUUUUGAUAUUACGCUGUGCUGUCUGCAGUUUUCAUAAUCUUUUAUAGCCUUCUCUCUAAAGUUAUGCCUAGCAUGUUGUGUAGUAUUUAAGUGGCUUUAAGCAGCAGCAUAUCUUGUGUAAAGCAGACCAGUCCCAUUAACUUGGCUCCAAUACCACCACCCUGUAACAGGCAUAUAGAUUUACAAAGUGUAGCCAAACAACCUUGGGAGGGUCAAAUGCUUUUAGGAUAGUGCCUGCAUUUCCUACCCUUGCUAUAUAUACUUCUUUAUCCUGACCUUUGACACUUGAGGAGUAUAUUUUUAGGACCCACUUUCGGAACAUAACACAUCCUGGGACCUUAAGGUGAAGGCCAGGUAACAAAUAAAUAAGAAUAGUUUUUAUCGCAUUUGUCUUGACCCAUUUCUGUACUAAGGAACCAUUUUGUGUGAGAUUACCUUUUUUGCAUCUACUGACAGUGGUUGGUCACAAGAAGGGGGCAGCUACAAAACUUGUUUUCCAGUGCCACUGCUGACUAUGGGCCAUUACAUUACUGCUUUUUUGAUGGUGUAUACAGGGAUCUUGUAUGAUUUCAACAAAACUAGGCAAACUAAGUUGACUAGACUUGAACUUACUAACACUGUUGUUAAGUAUAACAUAGUAUCUUGAUUCUCUUCUCUUGCUCAUUUUUCCCCAGAUAACUCCAACCAUUGAGGAUCCGGCUGUGUUUAAACAUGUAGAAGAAAUGCUGAAGACCAAGUUAAAGUAA